UGAUGAGGAGGCUUCCUACUCUGAGUUCUAUCCCAUCAUCCCCGGUGAUGUGAUGUCGGUCAAGGAGAUCCUGAACAUCGGCAAAUUCCCACGCCACAGGACAUGGUAUGUUGAGAAGAGUUACAAAGGUUUUAGGGUGUAAGGUAUAUACAGUAACACAGUAAGCCUUGUCCGAACCAGAACAGUGCAUAGGGCAGGAUCCUAUCUACUGUUUCUGUAGCGUGAGGCAGCUUGAUGUACAAGCACACCCCUCGUAUAGGACGCUAGUCAAUACAAUACAAUCGGUACAAUUCCUGACAACUAAAUUAUGAUUCUGAAAUGCAUUAAUGCACCAACAACUGCCCGUUGAAACAAGAGCAUCCUGAGGUAAGAUCAAUUAAUGUUAUUAAGAAACAAUGUGUCAAAUUGGUGGCAAAGUCAGAGUUGAGGCAAAGUUCAAACUCAACCGUCUCAACCUGCAACACUUCAACGAGCACAAAGCAAAGACAUCUCUGCUGCAUCUUCUCCUGACUAAUUCAUCCCUACCUGGCAGUGUUUCCAGGCUUAUCUCUCCUCUGUAGAGCAGACCCAGAGUGAGGUGUGGGGUGGUCUAGCGGUCUAGAUCGCUGCCUCCAGAAUACAUGUACCGGUGCUCACUUGGGUUUGAAUCUGAUCGACUGCAUACUCUCUUGUUCUACUUUUCCUGUUGCAAUCACUUCUAUGUACAGUGGGGGGGAAAAGUAUUUAGUCAGCCACCAAUUGUGCAAGUUCUCCCACUUAAAAAGAUGAGAGAGGCCUGUCAUUUUCAUCAUAGGUACACGUCAACUAUGACAGACAAAAUGAGAAAGAAAAUCCACAAAAUCACAUUGUAGGAUUUUUAAUGAAUUUAUUUGCAAAUUAUGGUGGAAAAUAAGUAUUUGGUCAAUAACAAAAGUUUCUCAAUACUUUGUUAUAUACCCUUUGUUGGCAAUGACACAGGUCAAACGUUUUCUGUAAGUCUUCACAAGGUUUUCACACACUGUUGCUGGUAUUUUGGCUCAUUCCUCCAUGCAGAUCUCCUCUAGAGCAGUGAUGUUUUGGGGCUGUUGCUGGCCAACACAGACUUUCAACUCCCUCCAAAGAUUUUCUAUGGGGUUGAGAUCUGGAGACUGGCUAGGCCACUCCAGGACCUUGAAAUGCUUCUUACGAAGCCACUCCUUCGUUGCCCGGGCGGUGUGUUUGGGAUAAUUGUCAUGCUGAAAGACCCAGCCACGUUUCAUCUUCAAUGCCCUUGCUGAUGGAAGGAGGUUUUCACUCAAAAUCUCACGAUACAUGGCCCCAUUCAUUCUUUCCUUUACACGGAUCAGUUGUCCUGGUCCAUUUGCAGAAAAACAGCCCCAAAGCAUGAUGUUUCCACCCCCAUGCUUCACAGUAGGUAUGGUGUUCUUUGGAUGCAACUCAGCAUUCUUUGUCCUCCAAACACGACGAGUUGAGUUUUUACCAAAAAGUUAGGAUGCCAUGAAAAGCGUAUAAGCCAAAGCAAUCUCUGCAUUCUCCCGCUCCACCAUCCAUGAGAAAGAUAGGAUCAAGUUCCACUGGCGCUGGGCCUUGAGUUCAAGGGCCGUCCUUUUGAAGCAUCAGAGAUUGACAAUAAACCAAGAUUCCGUUCAUGUCUUUUUUUCUCUUCACUCUUCUUCUUUGUCAUUUAAAACUCCAGCUGCUCUAUGACCUCAUAUACUGGCUCAAUAAUUUUAUAUGUGAUGCCAAUAAACUAAACAAUAAUCCCGGAUGACAAUUUAGUUGAGGGCUUAUUAACGAACAAAGACGUUAUAGAGGAGGGAGGGAAGAGAAAUGAGCUGCGGAGGAGGUGAAUGUGAUGAUGUAGGGUGCAUCUUUCAUUUAAAGAUUACAUCACAAGCUUGGGGAUUUAAUAACCACCUGUCAUGGUAGAGGAUGUUAUACAUCUCAAAGUAAAUAGGGCUCCAGACUGGAAGGUUUAGGUCACAGUAAACAGGAAGGCAAGGGGGACAUGGCGUCUCAUAACACGAUUUGCUUGGCAGAAACCCUUAUCCAGGGGCACCUUGCCAUGUCCCUAUUUUUCAAGUGGCUGAUAAUGUGAUCAAUGUGAUUCAAUGUGAUUCAAUAUCAGACUCAGGCAACAGUUCAUUUUGCAGGAGCAGAGGGUGUACUUUACUUCAGCUUGAAGCUGGGGUUUUCUAAGCCCAUUUAAAAGGAGUUAGAUUUGGCACCUCCAAGUAUAAUGUAACUGUAAAAAAUGGUUGAAACAAAACAUCAAGACCUUUUAGGCCCUUGAGGACCUCAACUCUAACAACCGGUCAGGCCAUGCCAUCACCGUACAUUAUUGAAAGUAUGUUGACCAGUAAAAAUGAAUUAACUAAUCUUUGAUUAACAAAAAAUAUGCUUGUUUGAUCUAUUCAAGGUAUGUCAAAGCAGUAUGAACCACGAAAAGUAAACGCACUGAAGUGAACUGUCACACAGUGCUAUGAACUCUGCUUCCUCUCUAACUAGAAAGCCAAGAAAGUUAAAGAAGCUAUCUGGCAGUCACUUGCAGUGGUGAAUAGAGAGAUCGAGUGAAGAGGACCUUUUCUCCUUUAGAAAAGAGGACGUGUUUGACAACAGGAAGAUAAAGAUGCAGACUGAGAGGAAGUGUAAAAAAUAAAGGAAAGUUGUGGAUCACUUGAGAGAAAGCCCAUGCAUCUGACAGCAGUACUAAACCUCAGCUGUGCAGAUGUGUUUGCAUCUCGUUGGCAUCUGAGUGGCAUGCUUUUUCAUGCCCUCUCGUCCUGCCAUCAAGUGAGUGCCAUCCAGACCUCAACCUGCUAACGUGCUUAGCUCUAAUUCAAAGGCCCGGGCUCACCUUUUUAUUUCUCUGCCUAGUAAUCCCUUUUGCUCAGACAUUAACAAGGUCUUUCUCCCUUCCGAAGUAUAUUUGCUGCAUGGAAACCUAAAGCCGUUCCCCCCAGGAGAGGUGACGGAUAGAAAGGGGAUAUUUUUGGGAGGAGAGAGUAAAGCCAGGAAUUAUGAAAUCCCCCUUGGGUGAAUUUGGAAGGAUAUGGGGAUAGAUUCUAAACCCCUUCAUGGAUUUGUUGAGUCUAUUUCUGGGACACCUGAACGAACACCCCGGGAUACGAGAUUGGCAUGACAUUUGUUUUUAUUCGAUAACAAUGUGAACACGAUGCUCUCUCUCUCUCUAACCCCCAAUUAGAGGUGUGAGAAGAUGAUUGACAUGUUUACUCUUGUUUCACUUCUCUCUAUUUCCCUAUCUCCCUUGCUCUUUCCUGCAACUCCCACCCUCCUGUCUGAGAGGAGAGUGUAAAUUCAAUACAGUAUGUAUAUUCGCUGGAUGACUCAAAGGACUUAGCUCUUUUGACUGGAGGUCAAUACAAUUCCAACACCGUGAAAUGAUCUUCAAAUGUGCACUUGGUGCAGAUUAAGCCAUAACACUGCAGUUUCAGAUGGAUGUAUUUAUUGCCCAGCCUCGACUGACAUCCACACAGUCAGAGAUAAAAAAGGUCUGGCUGUUUAAAUCAGCCCUGCAGCACUGAGUGUUUGUGUGGCACGUGUGUGAGUGUGUCUGUGUGCGUGUGAAAUACAUGCAUGCGUGCUUGUGUGUGUGGGUACAUGAGUGCGAGUGUGCAUCUGUGUGAGAAUGUGUGAUCACAAGUACAUACACUGACUGUACAAAACAUUAGGAACACCUGCUUUUUCCAUGACAUAGACUGACCAGGUGAAUCCAGGUGAAAGCUAUGAUCCCUUAUUGAUGUCACUUAAAUCCACUUGAAUCAAUGUAGAUGAAGGGAAGGAGACAGCUUAAAGAAGGAAUGUUAAGCCUUGAGACAAUUGAGACAUGGAUUGUGUGUGUGUGCCAUUUAGGGGGUGAAUGGGCAAAAUCAAAGUGCCUUUGAACGGGUUAUGGUAGUAGGUGCCAGGCGCACUAGUUUGUGUCAAGAACUGCAACGCUGCUGGGUUUUUCACGCUCAACAGUUUCCCGUGUGUAUCAAGAAUGGUCCACCACCCAAAGGAUAUCCAGCCAACUUUGGGAAGCAUUGGGUUUUUCACGCUGAACAGUUUCCUGUGUGUCUCAAGAAUGGUCCACAACCCAAAGGACAUCCAGCCAACUGUGGGAAGCAUUGGAGUCAACAUGGGCCAGCAUCCCUGUGGAAAUCAAUAUUAGGAAGGUGUCCUUAAAACCUGUUAAGGAUCGGACCCUUUUUUUCCAUUUUCUCCUAAAAUGACAUACCCAAAUCUAACUGCCUGUAGCUCAGGACUUGAAGCAAGGAUAUGCCUAUUCUUGAUACCAUUUGAAAGAAAACACUUUGAAAUUAAUGUAGGAUAAUAUAACACAUUAGAUCUGGUAAAAGAUAAUACAAACAAAAAAACAUGCGUUUUCUAUUUUUUUCAUCUUUGAAAUGGAAGAGAAAGGCCACAAUAUAAUAUUGCAGGUUAGGCUCAAUUUAGAUCCUGGCCACUAGAUGGCAGCAGUGUGUGUGAAGUUUCAGAUUGAUCCAGUGAAGCAUUGCAAUACUGGACUAUUUUGUAUCAAGUCUGCCCAAGUGUGCCGAAUUGGUCAAUUGAUACAUUUUCAAGUACAUAACUAUAGAGAACAUACAAAAAUGAUAUGGUAAUACAAAAUGUAUGUUUACACACUACCAGGAAUGUCAUACAUGAUGGAUAAUUAGCUUAUACACUAACUUUCACACAUCUAGAUGGCCGGGCGGGGUGGGUGUGGUGCCAGAGACAGCAGGGAUUCAAACUGUAGAACCCAGUUCCUACAUUUGAAUAUAAAAAUGGAUUUUAUCAUACAAAACUAUGCUACAUUUUAUCUCUGGGACACUUAGGAUGACAAAUCAGAGCAAGAUUACUGAAUGUAAGUACAUUAUUUACUUUCACAGGUGAAUGUAUCAAACCAGUUGCCGUGAUACGUUUUCUGUUGUUGUGCACUCUCCUCAAACAAUAGCAUGGUCUUUUUUCACUGUAAUAGCUACUGUAAAUUGGACAGUGCAGUUAGAUUAACAAAAAUUUCAGCUUUCGGCCCAUAUAAGACAUGUAUAUGUCCUGGAAAGUUUGCUGUUACUUACAACAGUCAUGCUAAUCACAAUAGCACACGUUAGCUCAACUGCGAUCCCGUAGAGGUUAAUGUUUGGUACACUCAGUGUAUGUGCAUGCAUGCAUAAAUGACCACUUUUACAAUCACGCAUGUGAAAAUGAGUAAAUGAGUGUAACUGAAAAUGUGUGUGUCGCAAUGUGUGUGUGUGUUCACACUACCAAUCUCAGAGGACUAUCAUUGUCGGUCAGUCAGGACACCAGGAUCGACACCCCUCUGUAGAUGAGAGAGCCUAGGAGUGUGUGAUAAAAGACAGAUGGAGACCUUGAUCGGGGCAUGUGUGGGGCGGGAUGGGCCACCAAUCAAAGUGAAUAACUGAAUAUCAACAUAUCAACAUUGCAUAAGAACCAGGGCAAUGACACAGCAGUCUUGACUAUACUGUAGCACAGCUCAGUAGUGAUUCUCUUGAAAUCAAGCUAUAGACCAAUGAGGCUAUACACUGAGUGUACAAAACAUUAAGAACACAACAAUAUUGAGUUGCACCCCCUUUUCCCCUCAGAACCGCCUCAAUCCGUCUGGGCAUGGACUCUACAAGGUGUCUAAAGCGUUCCACAUCGAUUCUGGCCCAUGUUGACUCCAGUGCUUCGCACAGUUGUGUCAAGUUGGCUAGAUGUCCUUUGAGCGGUGGACCAUUCUAGAUACACAUGGGAAACUGCUAAGCGUGAAAAACACAUCAGCGUUGCAGUUCUUGACACAAACCGGUGCACCUGGCACCUACUACCAUACCCCGUUCAAAGGCACUUAAAUAUUUUGUGUUGCCCAUUCACCCUCUGAAUGGCACACAAAUACAAUCCAUGUCUCAAUUGUCUCAAGGCUUAAAAAUCCUUCUUUAACCUGUCUCCUCCCCUUCAUCUACACUGAUUGAAGCAGAUUUAACAAGUGACAUCAAUAAGGGAUCAUAGCUUUCACCUGGUCAGUAUAUGUCAUGGAAAGAGCAAGUGUUCAUAAUGUUUUGUACACUCAGUGUACAUCCAGCAUAUUGAGCAUCAUUUUCUCUCACCGAAUCGCCAGGGGCUGACAUAUGCUAUCUAAAAAAAACAGAUCAUAAGCAGAUAUACAGUAUGUCAGAUUGUUAGAUUCCACCCCAGGAGAUUUUCCCGGGCUAAUGUUAGCUCAUGUUGAGUCGCAACAUGCUUUUGUAAUACUUCUGCAAUGCGGCAUUUAUCAUUAUUGCAUUGCUGCCGUUGAUUGUGUUUCAUGUGUGUUCUGGGUUUCAUUUGCAUUGAGACCUGUAAAUGAAGCCUGCAAGGCUACUACCCUCUUUAAUGACUACAAAUGACAAUCCCAACUAGCUCUCACAAUCUCACGUCACAUUUAGACCUUCAUCCAUGUUUCUCAAAAGUCAAAUAUCAGUUGUUCCAAACGUCAAAGUGUUUAAGUUUAAGUUUAGGCAUUAACUACACAUUUUUAAGGUUAGGGUUAAGUUUAGGCAUUAACUCGAAAUCUUAAGGUUAGGCAUUAACUCUGAAUGGUUAAUGGUUAAGGUUUGGGAUAGGCUUAAAAUGUAAAUCUGAAAAACAACUUUGUAUCGCUGGAUUCGAACAUGCAACCUUUGGUACCAGAGGCAGAUGCUUAUGCAUAUCAAACAUCCCUGUCCACAAUGCCUUAGCAAAACCAAAACCUAUUUGAAGGUGAUAUAUUGUAUAGGCUGUAUUCUUUGUGCUUUGUCCAAUUUGUCCUUUCCUCCUUCUUCCUUCAAUGACAUCCUCACAGCUAAACUGUAAUCUCAGUGAGGCUGCAGUGUUGCCUUGACAACAACAUUUGUUGUUCAUGGUCUUGUUUCUGCUCUUGGCUUUUUGGGGUGGCUUGAUCAAUGCGUUUGUCAGCAGACAACAAGAAAAAUAUGUGUAUUGAGUCUCUAUUGAGUGCAACACAAUAUAACUACAGUAUUGGCAAACCUACAGUACAUGCACCAAUACUACAAUAUCAGUGAUCUAUUAUAAAAUUAUGUAUAUGUAAGGUGUCCAUAUUAGGACCAUAUAAAUAUAAUUAUAAACUGGGUGGUUCGAGCCCUGAAUGCUGAUUGGCUGAAAGUCGUGGUAUAUCAGACCGUAUACCAUGGGUAUGACAAAACAUUUAUCUUUACUGUUCUAAUUACGUUGGUAACCAGUUUAUAAUAGCAAUAAGGCACCUCGGGGGUUUGUGGUAUAUGGCCAAUAUACCACGGCUAAGGGCUGUAUCCAGGCACUCUGCGUUGUGUUGUGCAUAAGAACAGCCCUUAGCUGUGGUAUAUUGGCCAGAUACCACACCCCCUCAUCCGUUAUUGCUUAUUUAUAUUUUUAUGAUUAGGACAGCCUCAGUGUCACAAGGAGUUGGUGUAUGUACUGUAUGUACGUUUGCCAAUAGACCUUUUCUCAGAGGUUUUCUAACAGAGAAUGUCUUGGUGCUCUGGUCCAAUAGGGAUGUCUUGAAGGAGACCAUGGCAGCGGAUGAGCAGGGUCUGAGAACUGGAGAGAAGUGGACCCUGUUUGGAAAUGAGGCUGAGAAGGUGGAGGUGGAGGUGCUCAGGGAACAGCAUUAUAUCCGCCAACGCUGUGACCGCAUGGCCUUGCGUAGGCAGGUAAGAGUCUGCUCUGAUCUCAUCACAUACAGAUAUACACGGACACUCCGGACACUGAAUUAUAGGCCUACAUUAUUGUGAAUUCAGUAGGGCCAAACGCAUAAAAACAGUUGCCCAGUUGAAAAUCAACAUGGUCUCAUUUAACCUUUGUAGUUAUAUGUUGCAACGCUGACAUUCCUACAUUUCCCCAUGGCUUACUGAGAUUUUGAAGUUUCUUUGCCUUAUGUCAGUUGACCAGUAAUUGGUAGUACUGUAAGUGCACUUGAAUACCAGCUGUGUCUAUCUGUGUUCCAGGCUGAGCAGAAGGCUUCCAUCCAUUUGAAGUAUCUGGAGGACCUGAGUCAGAAAGCCCCAGACUUCCCUAUUCCGCUGAGAGCCCACAUGGUGUGGGAGAGCAUGGGGGUCAAACUCUCCUGCACCGUCCAGGGAUGCCCACCUCCACGGGUCACCUGGUGAGCACUCACACUCAAGGCUAAUGACCUCCAUUGAACAUCAAUCAAUCAAUCAAUCAAUUUUAUUUUAUAUAGCCCUUCUUACAUCAGCUAAUAUCUCGAAGUGCUGUACAGAAACCCAGCCUAAAACCCCAAACAGCUAGUAAUGCAGGUGUAGAAGCACGGUGGCUAGGAAAAACUCCCUAGAAAGGCAAAACCUAGGAAGAAACCUAGAGAGGAACCAGGCUAUGAGGGGUGGCCAGUCCUCUUCUGGCUGUGCCGGGUGGAGAUUAUAACAGAACCAUGCCAAGAUGUUCAAAAAUGUUCAUAAGUGACAAGCAUGGUCAAAUAAUAAUCAGGAAUAAAUCUCAGUUGGCUUUUCAUAGCCGAUCAUUAAGAGUUGAAAACAGCAGGUCUGGGACAGGUAGGGGUUCCAUAACCGCAGGCUAUCUCUGAAGACAGAUAGGUUAUUAUAUAGCUACACAGGUUUUGUCAUGUUAACCUUUGAUUCCUGAAUGGAAUAUUGCUCUGAUAUUUGUGGGAGAAAUUACCUGAUUUGCUUCAGUAUUAGCCUUGGCAAUGUGUGUAACUGUCACCCUUGAUAAGUAGAUGCACUAAAAGACUAGCUGAUGAAAAUAAUAUGUGUUCAGUAUUCAUGACCUGAGCAUAGUCAGAGCUGUGGAUCAGAUGACCUGCGGAUCAUUAUUUUAACAAUCCCAGAUGGGACGCAUGCAUUCGACUGAGACGAAGCUCAAGGAGAAAUCUGAGAUCAAAAGCCAUCUAUAUGCUAAAGGUGUCAUGUUAGCUGUUGCAUAACAUAGAUUAGCAUAAUUAGCAACGGGCAGGAACAUGGAAAGCAUAACAGUGGUCAUGUUUAAAUUUCAUUGGGAUUUUUGUUAGUUUACACCUAGACAUUGGGACUGUUAUUAACUCUCUCCUUCCCAGGUACAAGGACGGGGUACCUCUGAGUGCCUAUGGCCAGGCCUGGAACUACAGUCUGAAACAGAAGUUUGGCCUCAACUCGCUGGAAAUCAGAAGGUAACUGAAAGGAUUUGCAAAUGUAUGCGUUUAGCACCCUGCUGUUCAUUACGUUGUAGUUACUUCCACUCCCCUCUUCCAUUUCCUCCCCCUUCCUUCUGAGUGAAUACGAGAGUGAACUAUAGUGUCUUCAGAAAGUAUUCACAACCCUUGACUUAUUCCACAUUUUGUUGUGUUACAGCCUGAAUUUAAAAUGGAUUAAAUAAAAUAAAUGUCUCACCCAUCUACACAUAAUACCUUGAGUACUUUAGUGCCUUGUUGCAAACAGGAUGCAUGUUUUGGAAUAUGUUUUAUUCCAUACAGGCUUCCUUCUUUUCACUCUGUCAAUUUGGUUAGUAUUGUGGAGUAACUACAAUAUUGUUGAUCCAUCCUCAGUUUUGUCCUAUCAUAGCUAUUAAUUCCUGAGCGGCUUCCUUCCUCUCCAGCAACUGAGUUAGGAAGGACGCCUGCAUCUUUGUAGUGACUGGGUGUAUUGAUACACCAUCCAAAGUGUAAUGAAUAACUUCACCAUGCUCAAAGGGAUAUUCAAUAUCUGCUUUUCUUUAUUUUUACCCAUCUACCAAUAGGUGCCCUUCUUUGCGAGUCAUUGGAAAACCUGCCUGGUCUUUGUGGUUGAAUCUGUGUUUGAAACGUACUGCUCAAACUGAGGGACCUUACAUAUAAUUGCAUGUGUGGGGUACAGAGAUUAGGUAGUCAUUCAGAAAUCAUGUUAAACACUAUUAUUGCACACAUGCAACUCCAUUUGACAUUUUAGUCAUUUAGCAGACGCUCUUAUCUUACCUUUCGGUUACUGGCACUACGCUCUUACCCACUAAGCUACCUGCCGCCCAUGCAACUUAUUUUGUGACUUGUUAAGCACGUCUACUCCUGAACUAAUUUAGACUUGCCAUAACAAAGGGGUUGAAUACUUAUUGACUCAAGACGUUUCAGCUUUUCAUUUUUAAUCAAGUUGUUCAAAUUUCUAAAAACAUAAUUCCACUUUGACAUUACAGGGUAUUAUGUGUAGGCCAGUGACAAAACAUCUACAUUUAAUCAAUUUAAAAUUCAGGCUGUAACACAACAAAAUGUGGAAAGAGUCAAGGGGUGUUAAUACUUUCUGAAGGCACUGUACAUGAGAAUGUUGAGAAUGUGAUUUAGCUUUGGGCUCAGCCUGGAGCCAAGAUGGCGGCACAAACACAUGAGUCACCAUUCUUCCCCAUCCCCAGGUGCUCUGUUGAGGAUGCUGGGGAGUACAAGGUGGUUGCCAAGAGUUCUCUGGGUGAAGCUACUACCAUUGCCACUCUGGUGGUCAACUGUAAGUAGCUGCUGAUUCUGACAACUUUCAUGGACAUGUUAUUCCUAAUAUGGACACCGUACAUGCAGAUUGCUCCUCUGCCUCAAAUGGGUAACCAUGUCACAUUUCCCCUUUGCUGCUCCAUACUAGUCCAUACUUGUUUUACUCAUGUGAGACAACCUAAGGGGAUGCUCAUUCAUACUUCUAUGGGAUCUAAAUCACCAUUCAUCCUUACCAAUUAUUUCCAAUUAAUCUUGAUCCAGUUUCCAUCUGUAGUGAUGGUUUGCACCUAGAGGACUGGGGUUCUAUACCAUAUCAAUAGCCUACACCUUCAAUCUAAACUAAUUAGUGCAAUACAUAACAUGCCAUUAUGAGUAAUAAAACACGUGUAGCCUAGCGGUUAGCGCGUUGGGCCAGUAACCGGAAGGUUGCUGGUUUGAAUACCUGAGCAGACAAGGUGAGAAAUCUGUUGAUUUGCCCUUGAGCAAGGCACUUAACCCUAAUUUUCUCUGGGGGUGCUGUACUACUAUGGCUGACCCUGUAAAACAACACAUUUCACUGCACCUGCAAAACAUCUUAUUAUUAAGACCAAAAUACAGUGUCUGUAGUCUACUGCCCACAUGAACAGAACUUUGUGCCAUUUGCUACACCACCACAACAACACUGUUGACAGCAGGGAUGUUAAUAAUAUUACAAGAUUAAUUAAUUAAACUUUUCCCCCAGCUUCUUAAUGGCCUUUUCUUCCUAGAAAGAGUGUGAGGGUGCCCUGACAAUCCCGGGCCACUCCUUCUCCUCGUAGAUCAAUUAAAUGGCGAAGGAGUAAUGAGACACUUCAAGGGGCAAAGAGCUUCUAUUCACCUAUCAUCCAUAUUUCACAUGCUCACAUUCUCCUUCGAUUGUUUAAAAUAGGUUAAAGGGAAUAUUAGUUGUGACGUGUAUAAAAUUGGCGUUUGCCAGGAUUGAUUUGUCUCUCUUUCUCUCUCCUUUCCCUCUCUCUCCCCCUCUGCACUCUCCCCACCCCUCUCUCUCCUCCUUGUUCCCCCACUCCACAAUUCAGCAUAUCAAGGAGCCAAGGCCGCAAUCGAAAAAUCCUGGACCCCAAGUAAGUUUCAUGAAGCGUCUAAUGAAAAAUGUCCUUUUAAAUUUCUCUGCUACCUUUUGAAGUUCCCUCUCUUCUCCUACGCAAAGACUGAGCCUUUGAAGACACUGACACAACUCUGAGGCUCUGCUGCAUGUGCUCGGAAAUGUUUUGGCUGGGUUGGAUGGCAAGGGGAUGCUUAUGGUUCAUCGGAGUGUGUGUGUGGGGCAUGUGUGUGUGUAUGUGCUUGUGUGCAUGAGUGUGCAUAUGUGGGCCUGUAUAUAAAGGAGUUGAUUGGGAGGGGUAGGUGAAUGAAUCGCUACAUUUCAGCGCCAGUCAGAGUCAUGUAUAUUUCAGCACAGAGAGAGAGUGUGCGAUUUGUUCACUUUUGCUGGCAGCUUUGGCGCCCUAUACAUAUUAGCUAUGGCACUCUCCCACCAAGAUAUUUAGCUAGUAGAGAGGCUGGUGGCACCCACAGGGAGACCAUGAGUAGUGAUUAGACACUGACUAAUAACCAACAUAAUAUUCAUCUAGAUUGUUUAGCACUGCUGUUUUGCCUUAGUAAAUGACUUGCUCUUCGUAGAUUGUGUCAGCAUCACACACAACUGGAUAAAACUGUUAUUGACAAUUACAAACUCACUGUUUAAAGUGGUGUGCAAGUCACAAUCAAUGGACUCAGACAGUGGUGUCCUCUGCAUUUUUUUAAUGAAAUAGCGAACAUUCUGAAUGAAGCUUUAUCAGCAUGUAAUGCCAUCCCAUACUCACUUGCUGAGGAGAAAAUGGGAUUUGAAUUGCAGAAUGACAUUAGCGUGGUGCUGAGACUUCAUUAUGCCAUGUGGAGCAGGGAGAUGGAUACUAUUAUCCAAUGUGGAUUACCACCUAAAAAAAAGAGCAACCCCAGCACAUUUAUCAGAAUCAUAACGGGGACAUGCAGGGAAUGAUUGAAAAAGAGAGAAAGUUGGGGAGAGACGGGGAGUUAUUAAUUUGAUGUGCAUCCGAAUGAUUGCCCUGGUCUGUUAUUUAGAAAAAUAUCAUUAUGGAAACAUGUCUGCGACCUUCCAGAUCUGUCGGUGGGAAUGGGAUCUGACAAGGCCUCGUAGUUUUCAGUUUUAUCUCACAAUUAGACGCUGUUUUGUUGACGGAAAAGGGGAGCUCUGAAAAUGAAGAGUUUCAUGUUGGUAAAUUAGCUUUUAAUGUUUAAAGAAAUUCUGAAAGAUAUUGGUGUGUUAUUUCACUAUUUAAUCUUGGCAUGGGGUUGUUCAGUGACAGACAUGUAUUUGUUUAAAAUCUAUCACUUGAUGGUUACGUUUCAGAGAGACAAAUAAUCUUGUUUUUUGCUAAAUGCUAUACUGUAUAUCCACCUCACUCUCAGAUAAAUAAGUAGUACUGAUAGGUUUAACACAGCCAUAUGUAACAAAUAACUAAAUUGUUUAUAAAUGACUGUACAAAUGAUACAUACAAUAUUUAAAACAUGUUUUUUAAAUAUUAUUCAAAACAUUAAUAUGAGAUCUGUAUGUAAAACAUUUAUAUUUUACAUUUUAGAAAUGUAGAAUAUGCUCUUAUCCAGAGUGCCUUAGAGUAAGUGCAUUCAUCUUAAGAUAGCUAGGUGAGACAACCACACAUCCCAUUCAAAUAUACAGGAUACAAACAUUCCAUUCCAGCUAAACAAUGGAUAUAUAGUGUUUUGCGAAAAACACAUUUUCAUACGCAUCUAAAUUCUAUGGAUAAAAAAACUGUAAUAUUUUACACACACAUGAAGGUACCCGUAAGCAAUCAUUUAUAAUGAAAAAACACAAAUGUGAAACAUUUUGGGAUAUAGCGUUUUGGAAAAUAAACUCUUCAUAUAAUGUCUCAGGAAUAAUGUACCUUUUCAGAAAUUGUAAAAUGUUUCUCUCAAUCGCAUGUCUCUCAUUAAUCCUUUGUUUAUCCCCUUGUGAGGGAGGCCAUUUCAGGACAAGGGUGCAUGCGUGCGAGAGAGCGAGUGAGUGUGUGUGUGUCCUUCGUGCGUGUGUGCCUGUGUGCAUGCAUGAGUUCCUGAAGAUGGAACUUCCAGUUGGCGUAUCUGGGCCUUCGUCCAGUUAAUUAAGGUUCCUCUUUGCAUUGUGCAUUUUCACUCUGCUGCCACAAGUGAGAGAAUCUCAGGGAGAGCAAAGCUUGUUACUCAUUGCUUGCCGAGAAUAACGGGAUAACACUAGUGUCCUCCAUAGCAAUGAGAUGGCAAACCUCAACUUCAUCUGACAUAACGUCAUCAUGAGACUGGAGAUGUUGGGGAAAAAGAGUUCUCAUCUCUGUGGAUUAUUUCCCAUCUAUAUGUUUGUUGUUGCCUGUCACUUAUUUCUCUUCUUCUUUUUCCUUCUCCGCCUCCUCUUUUUCCAUCUCUUCCACCUCCUUUCAUCUCCCUUUCCCUCUUCCUUUUCAUCUUACCCUUCCUCCUCCCCCCACCCCUCCUCCUCCUCCUCUCCUCUUCCUCUGUAGUUGCAAUGCUGGAGCGGGAGGCUCUGUUUGAGUUCAGCUUCCCUCCGACCUGGGUGAAAGAAGGGGACAACCUGACCCUGCAGUGUGCCUUCUCCUCGGCCCUGCUGCCCUUCCAACAGGACGUGGCCUGGUUCAGAGAUGGUGAGUGGAAGUGUUUAUUAGCUUGUUCCCAGAUCUGUUUGUGCAGUCUUGUCAACUCCUAUCGACAAUGACCAUAGGAGUUGGCAAGACAGUACAAACAGCUCUAGGACCAGGCUAGUUUGAAUCCUUCCCCAAUGUCAACUAGUAUUGGCAUUGUUGGCUGUGUCGUCUGAACUGUUGAGAAAGCACGCAAGCCAUCCCUGUGGAACACCUUCCUAAUAUUGAGUUGCACCCCCUUUCACCCUCAGAACACCCUCAAUUUGUCGGGGAAUGGACUCUACGAGGUGUCGAAAGCGUUCGACAGGGAUGUUAGACCAUGUUGACUCCAAUGCUUCCCACAGUUGUGUCAAGUUGGCUGGAUGUCCUUUGGGUGGUGGACCAUUCUUGCUACACAUGAACAUUUUGUCUCCUGAGUGGCGCAGUGGUCUAAGGCGCCGCAUCGCAGUGCUAACUGUGCCACUAGAGAUCCUGGUUCGAAUCCAGGCUCUGUCGCAGCCGGCCGCGACCGGGAGACUCAUGGGCGGCACACAAUUGGCCCAGCGUCGUCCAGGGUAGGGGAGGGAAUGGCCGGCAGGGAUGUAGCUCAGUUGAUAGAGCAUGGCGUUUGCAAUGCCAGGGUUGUGGGUUUGAUUCCCACGGGGGGCCAGUAUAAAAUAAAUAAAAUAAAUGUAUUCACUAACUGUAAGUCGCUCUGGAUAAGAGCGUCUGCUAAAUGACUAAAAUGUAAAUGAAACUGUUGAGCGUGAAAAACCCAGCAGCGUUGCAGUUCUUGACACACUCAAAUCGGUGCACCUGGCAACUACUACCAUAUCCCAUUCAAAGGCAGUAAAAUAUUUUGUGUUGCCCAUUCACUAUCUGAAUGGCACACACAAUCCAUGUCUCAGUUGUCUCAAGAUCUUAAACAUAUUUCUUUAACAUGUCUUCUCCCCUUCAUCUACAUUGAUUGGAGUGGAUUUAACAAAUGACAUCAAUAAGGGAUCAUAGCUUUCACCUGGAUUUACCUGAUCAGUCUAUGUCAUGGAAAGAGAAGGAGUUCCUAAUGUUUUGUACACUCAGUGUAAAUUCAGGUUAUAUGAUACUGUCUCAGCUAAGAUUAAUAAAAAUGAGAAAACUAGUCAGGUGUUUUAUUGCGACCAUCAUCAUCCUCCUGUUAGGGUGUCGAGUUCAUCUCCAAAAUACCUUCCUCACUGGGCACAGACAUCAAUUCAACGUCUAUUCCACGUUGGUUCAACAGAAAUGACGUGGAAACAACAUUGAUUCAACAAGUGUGUGCCCAGUGGGCUGUUGUUUGCUGCCUCAGCUUCUUUGUAUUAUUCUGAUGCACAUCACUUGCUAGAGGGUGCUGGGCCCAAGAGAACUUGUAUAACCCGCACACACAAAUGUUCCGCCAUAUACCUAAACCAGGCUAGUAUUGUAAGUGCACAACAUUUUGAUCCAAGAGUGGAUUUUUGUUAGCACCUACAGUGAGGGAAAAAAGUAUUUGAUCCCCUGCUGAUUUUGUACAUUUGCCCGCUGACAAAGACAUGAUCAGUCUAUAAUUUUAAUGGUAGGUUUAUUUGAACAGUGAGAGACAGAAUAACAACAAAAAAAUCCAGAAAAACGCAUGUCAAAAAUGUUAUAAAUUUAUUUGCAUUUUAAUGACGGAAAUAAAGUAUUUGACCCCUCUGCAAAACAUGACUUAGUACUUGGUGGCAAAACCCUUGUUGGCAAUCACAGAGGUCAGACUUUUCUUGUAUUUGGCCACCAGGUUUGCACACAUCUCAGGAGGGAUUUUGUCCCACUCCUCUUUGCAGAUUCUCCAAGUCAUUAAGGUUUCGAGCCUGACGUUUGGCAACUCGAACCUUCAGCUCCCUCCACAGAUUUUCUGUGGGAUUAAGGUCUGGAGACUGGCUAGGCCACUCCAGGACCUUAAUGUGCUUCUUCUUGAGCCACUCCUUUGUUGCCUUGGCCGUGUGUUUUGGGUCAUUGUCAUGCUGGAAUACCCAUCCACGACCCAUUUUCAAUGCCCUGGCUGAGGGAAGGACAUUCUCACCCAAGUUUGACGGUACAUGGCCCCGUCCAUCGUCCCUUUGAUGCGGUGAAGUUGUCCUGUCCCCUUAGCAGAAAAACACCCCCUAAGCAUAAUGUUUCCACCUCCAUGUUUGACGGUGGGGAUGGUGUUCUUGGGGUCAUAGGCAGCAUUCCUCCUCCUCCAAACACGGCGAGUUGAGUUGAUGCCAAAGAGCUCGAUUUUGGUCUCAUCUGACCACAACACUUUCACCCAGUUCUCCUCUGAAUCAUUCAGAUGUUCAUUGGCAAACUCCAGACGGGCAUGUAUAUGUGCUUUCUUGAGCAGGGGGACCUUGCAGGAUUUCAGUCUUUCACGGCGUAGUGUGUUACCAAUUGUUUUCUUGGUGACUAUGGUCCCAGCUGCCUUGAGAUCAUUGACAAGAUCCUCCCGUGUAGUUCUGGGCUGAUUCCUCACCGUUCUCAUGAUCAUUGCAACUCCAUGAGGUGAGAUCUUGCAUGGAGCCCCAGGCCGAGGGAGAUUGACAGUUCUUUUGUGUUUCUUCCAUUUGCGAAUAAUGGCACCAAAUGUUGUCACCUUCUCACCAAGCUGCUUGGCGAUGGUCUUGUAGCCCAUUCCAGCCUUGUGUAGGUCUACAAUCUUGUCCCUGACAUCCUUGGAGAGCUUUUUGGUCUUGUCCAUGGUGGAGAGUUUGGAAUCUGAUUGAUUGAUUGCUUCUGUGGACAGGUGUCUUUUAUACAGGUAACAAACUGAGAUUAGGGGCACUCCCUUUAAGAGUGUGCUCAUAAUCUCAGCUCGUUACCUGUAUAAAAGACACCUGGGAGCCAGAAAUCUUUCUAAUUGAGAGGGGGUCAAAUACUUAUUUCCCUCAUUAAAAUGCAAAUCAAUUUAUAACAUUUUUGACAUGCGUUUUUCUGGAUUUCUUUGUUUCUGUCUCUCACUGUUCAAAUAAACCUACCAUUAAAUAAAAUAAAAUCAGCAGGGGAUCAAAUACUUUUUUUCCCUCACUGUAUCUCUAUUGAAUAUCUCUCCAUCUCCCUUCCACAGGAGUCAAACUGUGCCAGUCCAGCAGGGUGGAGCUUCAGACUGCCCUUCGCUCCACCUCCCUCACCCUGAAGGGCGUGCACAAGGAGCAGGAGGGCAUGUACAUGGUUCGUCUGCGUACCUGGGAGGGGGUCAAAGAGCAUAAAGCUUACAUUUUUGUCAAAGGUAGGUUCUGGGAUGUUUCGUGUGUAUUUGCGGGUCUGGUGUGAGGUGGCCUGUUCCCUAUAACAUUCACAAUGGAAACUCUGAGUUUAGAGUAUUCAUAGUUUUGCUUGUGAAAAUGUGGCCACCAUACCUUUGCUGGCAGCGGUGGGAUUUCAGUGCCAGCAGGGGCACUAUACCAACAUUAAGGCAAUAAUAAGAAACCAUAAUGCCAAGAGCAAGGCAGCUGCCAGCUGACCUGUUAUGAUCUUCAAGCAACUAGCCAACACUACAAUACAAGUAGCUUCUUCCUAAAGUUGCCUUGAGGCCUUGAGAUAGGUCUGGGUCCCACAGGUGUCUGUGGUUGAGCUUAGCAGUAGUGCAUUUCGAAACAAACCUAACAACUUCACAGUCACGUCCACUGAAUGUUUCAUGACUCCAGUCCCCCACACCUCUCCACCGCCUUAUCCCUCCUCUCUCCCUCAUCCCCACCACUGCAAACUCCCAGCCAGAGUAAAACCUCAAUGUCACUAACAACCAUUGCACUGCAUUGUUUUUUCUGUCUUAUUAAAUAAUAUUCCCCCUUAACUCCUGCUAGAGUCAGAGUCAUUAAGGAGUCUGGCUAACUCUGAGGCAUUACAAAUGGGAGGUAAGAGAGAAGAGACAGGGGCUGUGUUUGGUUUAGCUUUAUAGCUUAUCAGAGAGAGAGAGAGAGAGAGAGAGAGAGAGAGAGAGAGAGAGAGAGAGAGAGAGCGCGCCACAUGUAGGGACCUCUUCACCACUGUGUACAGCCAAGUAAAAUUACAGACUGAGGGUGUCUACUAGUUCAACAUGGUGCAUAUCAGCUGACAUAACUACAACGUUUAUGUCACUAUUUUGAGACUCUCAAUAGAAUAUGUCAAAAUAGUGACAUAAACAUCGUAGUUAUGUCAGCUUAUAUGCACCUGUGCUGACGUAUUAGCUAGUUAUCUGUGUUAGAGCCAUAACAUAAUAUUUGGUGACAUAUAGCUACAAUGGUUAGAUGUCAAACAUUCAGACAUUUAAUGAGAGACAUUUGACUGCAAGGACAUUUAUGAACAGUCAUACUGAUACCUAGGCAAUUGGUCAUGACUCAUUGGCCUUAAAGCUGAGAUCCGCGAAAGGUGAAAUAGCUCCACUGGUCGCCCAAGGCGCAUUUGUUAUUGUUUUGUUUAACAAACGGAAGAGAUUAUCAUCCAGCGUCGUGAUUUAAAAAAUCGUAGUACAUACUCUGCUGUUCUAUGGCGCGUGCAAUGAUGUCCGAGAGAAGAAAAGAAAACUGUGUUCGUUGUUUGAAGUAACGUCUUUUGUUGUUGUAAUAUCGCAAAUGGACGUGGCAGUUUCACCGCAACGGAUUUCUACUUUCAUUUCUCACACUUGCAGCAUAAACUGUAAGAAAGUUGGAAAGACAUUUUGCCUGACAUUUCUCUACUCUUUUGUUGGUGCAAAAGCAACAGUCCCUCAAGCCUUAGAGAAUAGAAAACUGGUCUAAGACAUGUCACAUCUUAUCUCUUUAAUCCUCUUAACAUAAUUCCCUCAUUCCUUCUCUCACUCCUAUCUCUCACUCCUAUCUCUCUUUCUCUCUCUCUUAGUCUGUCUGUCUGUCUGUCUCACUCUCGCUCUCUUUUGUCUGUCUCUGUUUAUUGCUCUUCUUUGCUCUGUCUUUAUAACUAAUGCAGAUUUGAUGACCUGUUAAUCUUACCUCCAGACAAUACAUCACCCUUCCCUGGCCUUGCUUUCACAUGGCUGCUCCAGACAGACUGCGUGGGAGGGUUUAAUUGAACUUCUGUGAAGUACAUUACCUUGAUUGCUUUUAAUCCUCCCUCUCUCCCUUUCCCCCUCUCGCUCCCUCUAAUUUGUACACCUUCUCGCCCUCACUUUCUCUGUCUCUCUCUUUCUCCCUUUGUCCGUCCCUCUUUCCCUCUGCGUUUCUCUCCAUAUCCCUGUCACCCUCUCUUUCUUUCCAUGUCCUCCCUCUCCACCCUUUCUCCCUCCCCCUCCCCCUCACCUUCUCCCUCCCUCCCCCUCCCUCUUCUCUUCUCUCCCGCCUUCCCCAUUCCCUCGCCCUACUCAGAUGCGUCUGCAGUAGUGUCUGGUGGUCCAGGCUCUCCUCUGGCCCUGAAGGUUUCUGAUGUACAAAAGGACUAUGUCUUCCUCACCUGGGAGCCCCCCAGUGCUGAUGGAGCCUACCAAGUGGAGGGUUACUUUGUGGAGAGGUGCUUUUCAACUGUAACACCAGUGUUUCACUAGUGUAUACACCCUUAUGUUUUGCUAGGGAAAUUGUGUUUCCAAUGUUAGGGCUGACAGUGAGGACAGAAUCAACAACCACUGCAUAAUCAAAACAAUUGCUUUGUGAGAAGGUGUUAAAGUUCACAGUUAGCCAUUGUUAUGUAAAUGAAAUCUGAAAAGUACCAGUGGCCUGGCUUUGGCCCCAAGUGAGAGCAGGUCCACUAGAGCCAUGGCCCAGUGAGAGAUGGGUGCCGGCCCACGUAGAUGGAAACAGAAAAGUCUGAGCCUUUUGGGUAAAACACUGGGGUAAAUCCAGUAUGGAAAUGCUCCAUUAAGAGGGGCCUUUAGGGCUUUGUAUGGAUACCGUUACCAAGGACAUACUGUAGGUUGAGGACUCGGAUAACCUUUUCACACUACUGAGCCAAGCUGGCCUGCUUACAUGAAAAGAAAACAUCCAGGCCAAAACAGUAUGGUUUGCAUUGGCACAAUAGUGUGAAACAUACGCCCUCAAUAUAUCACGGAUAAUGAAUAGAUCAAAUCAAAUCACAUUUUAUUGGUCACAUGCGCCGAAUACAACAGGUGCAGACAUUACAGUGAAAUGCUUACUUACAGCCCUUGACCAACAGUGCAUUUAUUUUUAACAAAGAAAGUAAAAAUAAAACAACAACAAAAAAAGUGUUGAGAAAAAAAGAGCAGAAGUAAAAUAAAAUAACAGUAGGGAGGCUAUAUAUACAGGGGGGUACCGGUGCAGAGUCAAUGUGCGGGGGGUAGUUGAAGUAAUAUGUACAUGUGGGUAGAGUUAAAGUGACUAUGCAUAAAUAAUUAACAGAGUAGCAGCAGCGUAAAAAGGAUGGGGUGGGGGGGCAGUGCAAAUAGUCCGGGUAGCCAUGAUUAGCUGUUCAGGAGUCUUAUGGCUUGGGGUAGAAGCUGUUGAGAAGUCUUUUGGACCUAGACUUGGCACUCCGGUACUGCUUGCCGUGCGGUAGCAGAGAGAACAGUCUAUGACUAGGGUGGCUGGAGUCUUUGACAAUUUUGAGGGCCUUCCUCUGACACCGCCUGGUAUAGAGGUCCUGGAUGGCAGGAAGCUUGGCCCCAGUGAUGUACUGGGCCGUACGCACUACCCUCUGUAGUGCCUUGCGGUCGGAGGCCAAGCAGUUGCCAUACCAGGCGGUGAUGCAACCAGUCAGGAUGCUCUCGAUGGUGCAGCUGUAGAAUUUUUUCAGGAUCUGAGGACCCAUGCCAAAUCUUUUCAGUCUCCUGAGGGGGAAUAGGCUUUGUCGUGCCCUCUUCACGACUGUCUUGGUGUGUUUGGACCAUGAUAGUUCGUUGGUGAUGUGGACACUCAACCUGUUCCACUACAGCCCCGUCGAUGAGAAUGGGGGCGUGCUCAGUCCUCUUUUUUUUCCUGUAGUCCACGAUCAUCUCCUUUGUCUUGGUCACGUUGAGGGAGAGGUUGUUGUCCUGGCACCACACGGCCAGGUCUCUGACCUCCUCCCUAUAGGCUGUCUCAUCAUUGUCGGUGAUCAGGCCUACCACUGUUGUGUCGUCGGCAAACUUAAUGAUGGUGUUGGAGUCGUGCCUGGCCAUGCAGUCAUGGGUGAACAGAGAGUACAGGAGGGGACUGAGCACGCACCCCUGAGGGGCCCCCGUGUUGAGGAUCAGUGUGGCAGAUGUGUUGUUACCUACCCUUACCACCUGGGGGCGGCCCGUCAGGAAGUCCAGGAUCCAGUUGCAGAGGGAGGUGUUUAGUCCCAGGAUCCUUAGCUUAGUGAUGAGCUUAGAGGACACUAUGGUGUUGAAUGCUGAGAUGUAGUCAAUGAAUAGCAUUCUCACGUAGGUGUUCCUCUUGUCCAGGUGGGAAAGGGCAGUGUGGAGUGCAAUAGAGAUUGCAUCAUCUGUGGAUCUGUUGGGGCGGUAUGCAAAUUGGAGUGGGUCUAGGUUUUCUGGGAUAAUGCUGUAGAUGUGAGCCAUGACCAGCCUUUCAAAGCACUUCAUGGCUACAGACGUCAGUGCUACGGGUCGGUAGUCAUUUAGGCAGGUUAUCUUAGAGUCCUUGGGCACAGGGACUAUGGUGGUCUGCUUGAAACAUGUUGGUAUUACAGACUCAGUCAGGGACAUGUUGAAAAUGUCAGUGAAGACACUUGCCAGUAGGUCAGCACAUGCUCGGAGUACACGUCCUGGUAAUCCGUCUGGCCCUGCGGCCUUGUGAAUGUUGACCUGCUUAAAAGUCUUACUCACAUCGGCUACGGAGAGCGUGAUCACAUAGUCAUCCGGAACAGCUGGUGCUCUCAUGCAUGCUUCAGUGUUGCUUGCCUCGAAGCGAGCAUAUAAGUGGUUUAGCUCGUCUGGUAGGCUUGUGUCACUGGGCAGCUCGUGGCUGUGCUUCCCUUUGUAGUCUGUAAUAGUUUUCAAGCCCUGCCACAUCCGACGAGCGUCAGAGCCAGUACGAUUCAAUCUUAGUCCUGUAUUGACUCUUUGCCUGUUUGAUGGUUCGUCGGAGGGCAUAGCGGGAUUUCUUAUAAGCGUCCGGGUUAGAGUCCCGUUCCUUGAAAGCGGCAGCUCUACCCUUUAGCUCAGUGCGGAUGUUUCCUGUAAUCCAUGGCUUCUGGUUGGGGUACGUACGGUCACUGUGGGGACGACAUCAUCGAUGCACUUAUUGAUGAAGCCAGUGACUGAUGUGGUGUACUCCUCAAUGCUGUCUGAAGAAUCCCGGAACAUGUUCCAGUCUGUGCUAGCAAAAUAGUCCUGUAGCUUACCAUCUGCGUCAUCUGACCACUUUUUUAUUAACCGAGUCACUGGUGCUUCCUGCUUUAGUUUUUGCUUAUAAGCAGGAAUCAGGAGGAUAGAGUUAUGGUCAGAUUUGCCAAAUGGAGGGCGAGCUUUGUAUGCGUCUCUGUGUGUGGAGUAAAGGUGGUCUAGAGUUUUUUUUCCUCUGGUUGCACAUUUAACAUGCUGGUAGAAAUUAGGUAGAACGGAUUUAAGUUUCCCUGCAUUAAAGUCCCCGGCCACUAGGAGCGCUGCAUCUGGAUGAGCGUUUUCCUGUUGAUUUAUGGCCUUGUACAACUCAUUCAGUGCAAUCUUAAUGCCAGAAUUGGUUUGUGGUGGUAAAUAGACAGCUAUGGAAAAUAUAGAUGAAAACUCUCUUGGUAAAUAGUGUGGUCUACAGCUUAUCAUAAGAUACUCUACCUCAGGCGAGCAAAGCCUCGAGAUUUCCUUAGUAUUUGAUUUUGUGCACCAGCUGUUGUUUACAAAUAUACACAGACCGCCACCCCUUGUCUUACCGGAGUCAGCCGUUCUAUCCUGCCGAUGUAGCGUAUAGCCCGCUAGCUGUAUGUUAUCCAUGUCGUCGUUCAGCCACGACUCGGUGAAACAUAAGAUAUUACAGUUUUUAAUGUCACGUUGGUAGGAUAACCGUAAUCUUAGGUCAUCCAAUUUGUUAUCCAAUGAUUGAAGAUUGGCUAAUAGGAUUGAUGGAAGAGGCAGUUUACUCGCUCGCCGUCGGAUCCUUACAAGGCACCCCGAUCUACGUCCACGAUAUCUCUGUCUCUUCCUCACGCGAAUGACGGGGAUUUGGGCCUUGUCGGGUGUCUGUAUGAUAUCCUUCGCGGCCGCCUCGUUGAAGAAAAAAUCUUCGUCCAAUACGAGGUGAGUAACCGCUGUCCUGAUAUCCAGAAGCUCUUUUUGGUUAUAAGAGACGAUGGCAGAAACAUUAUGUACAAAAUAAAUUACAAAUAACGCGGAAAAACACACAUAAUAGUACAGUUGGUUAGAGGGCUGUAAAACGGCAGCCAUCUUCUCCGGCGCUGUUACUACUCAGGUGAACGUUCAAUCUAAACGAUAAGAGUUAUCUUAGAUAAAAGUUAUCGUUGUUUACUCCAUAUCAACAACACACAGCAAUAAACUUACUCUGCUGUGUCUGAGGAAAUUGAAACGGGCAGAUAAAACCCCAGCCAACUUUGAUGUAAUAUCCAUUUGGCAAAGCCCAAAGAAGAUGGAUGAUAUGCAUGAUAAUAAUUAAACAUGGAACACAGUGUUAACAGCAUCAAAGCCCUCUCAUAUUUAACAGGUGCUCACUAAUCACUGAAGCUGAUCGAUGCGCGUACGUGCGCGCUCGUGUGUGUGUGUGUGUAUGCAUACUUUCAUCAUACUUAAACAUCUUCUCUAUUAAGCAUGCAGAGGGCACAUUAAAGACUAAUGUUAGGUCUCUCUCUGAUGUAUUAUAUUAUAUAGAGUAUAUACAGUAUAUAUAUAUAUGUAUAUAUACAGUACCAGUCAAAAGUUUGGACACACCUACUCAUUCCAGGGUUUUUCUUUAUAUUUGCUAUUUUCUACAUUGUAGAAUAAUAGUGAAGACAUCAAAACUAUGAAAUAACACAUAUGGAAUCAUGUAGUAACCAAAAAAGGGUUAAACAAAUCAAAAUAUAUUUUAUAUUUGAGAUUCUUCAAAGUAACCACCCUUUGCCUUGAUGACAGCUUUGCACACUCUUGGCAUUCUCUCAACCAGCUUCUUCAUGAGGUAGUCACCUGGAAUGCAUUUCAAUUAACAGGUGUGCCUUGUUAAAACUUAAUUUGUGGAAUUUAUUUCCUUCUUAAUGCGUUUGAGCCAAUCAGUUGUGUUGUGACAAUGUAGGGGUGGUAUACAGAAGAUAGCCCUAUGUGGUAAAAGAACAAGUCCAUAUUAUGGCAAGAACAGCUCAAAUAAGCAAAGAGAAACGACAGUCCAUCCUUACUUUAAGACAUGAAGGUCAGUCAAUACGGAACAUUUCAAGAACUUUUAAAGUUUCUUCAAGUGCAGUCGCAAGAACCAUCAAGCGCUAUGAUGAAACUGUCUCUCAUGAGGACCGCCACAGGAAAGGAAGACCCAGAGUUACCUCUGCUGCAGAGGAUAAGUUCAUUAGAGUUAACUGAGAUUGCAGCCCAAAUAAAUGCUUCACAGAGUUCAAGUAACAGACACAUCUCAACAUCAACUGUUCAGAGGAGACUGUGUGAAUCAGGCCUUCAUGGUCGAAUUGCUGCAAAGAAACCACUACUAAAGGACACCAAUAAGAAGAAGAGACUUGCUUGGACCAAGAAACACGAGCAAUGGACAUUAGACCGGUGGAAAUCUGUCCUUUGGUCUGAUGAGUCCAAAUUUGAGAUUUUUGGUUCCAACCGCCGUGUCUUUGCGAUACGCAGAGUAGGUGAACGGAUGAUCUCUGCAUGUGUGGUUCCCACCCUGAAGCAUGGAGGAGGAGGUGUGAUGGUGUGGGGGUGAUUUUCUGGUGACACUGUCUGUGAUUUAUUUAGAAUUCAAGACAUACUUAACCAGCAUGGCUACCACAGCAUUCUGCAGUGAUACGCCAUCCCAUCUAGUUUGCGCUUAGUGGGAUUAUCAUUAAUUUUUCAACUGGACAAUGACCCAACACACCUCCAGGCUGUGUAAGGGCUAGUUGACCAAGCAGGGUGAUGGAGUGCUGCAUCAGAUGACCUGGCCUCUACAAUCACCCGACCUCAACCCAAUUGAGAUGGUUUGGGAUGAGUUGGACCGCAGAGUGAAGGAAAAACAGCCAACAAGUGCUCAGCAUAUGUGGGAACUCCUUCAAGACUGUUGGAAAAGCAUUCCAGGUGAAGCUGGUUGAGAGAAUGCCAAAAGUGUGCAAAGCUGUCAUCAAGGCAAAGCGUGGCUACUUUGAAGAAUCUCAAAUAUAAAAUAUAUUUUGAUUUGUUUAACACUUAUUUGGUUACUCCAUGAGUCCAUAUGUGUUAUUUCAUAGUUUUGAUGUCUUCACUAUUAUUCUACAAUUUAGAAAAUUGUACAAAUAAAGGAAAAAACCCUUGAAUUAGUAAGUUUGUCCAAACUUUUGACUGGUACUGUAUAUAUAUAUAUAUUAUAUGCAUCAGAGAGACCUAACCUUCCAGUCGCCUAGCAACACAUACACAGCUUAAUUUUCUCUUAUGCUAUUUGCUUUCUUUGUUUGCUUUUCCAGGUGGCAUUGCUUCAUGAUCAGUAUUGAUUUAUUGGCAUUCGACAGCUGCUUUUCUUCUUCACACUUUCUUAUAAAUGAGUUGUGAGACUUGUUAUUUUGAGAUUAUGUAUUUGGGUUGAAACAUGAUGGUCCUUUGUUGGCUGAAAUCUGUUUUUCUUUUAUGCAAUCAAAAAUGUUUACAACUGUAUUUCAUAAUGACAAAAUUGUGUUUCAUGGAGAUAUAACACAACUAGGGAAAGUUGCAGAGUGCUAAAAACUAUUUUGUAAGUCACAAAGUUCUGAAUUAGAUUUUUUGAAAUCUCUGACCUUCUCCUAUCCCUUCUCAUAUGGUCUCUUUCUCUCUCUCUCUCGCUAUCCCUUGCUCUCUUUCACUCUCUCUCUCCCUCUUCCUAGGUGUGACAUUGGUAGUGGGCAGUGGGUGCGUUGUAAUGACACCAUUCAGAAGGCAUGUCACUACCCGGUGAGGGGUCUGAGUGACAGCACCAUCUACCAGUUCAGGGUGUGUGCCGUCAACCAGGCAGGUGUAGGACGCCCCUCUAAGGCUACCGAGCCUGUCAUCACCACCAACCCUUUAGAACACACCAGAACUAUGGGUAAUCUGCACACUCAGAUCUACACACCGAACACACUCUGGGUAGAGGUCAUUACAUAGAGAGAGACAUAACAUUGGCUAAAUAGAACACAUACAGUAUGUAUAGUGUGUGUGUGUGUGUGUGUCUGUGUUUCUAUGUUUCUGUCUGUGUGUGUGUGUGUGUAUGUGCUAAGUUCAUGCACAAGAACAUACAGUAUGUGUGCGUGUGUGAGUACGUGCGUCCAUGUGUGCGCUGUGGGUGGGGGCUAUGAGAGAGUGAGAGGAACGGAGAGGACAGAUGGGUGCGCUGGUCAGAUGCUGUGGAUCAUUAGGCACAGAUGAAGGACGGCCAGAAGGUUGUCUUUCCUCUGACUGUUUCCCCCAUCUCUCUCUCUACCUCUCUCUCUUCUGAGCCCUAGCAUGCUGGCAUUGUAUGGACGGUUUCUUCCAUGUUAUCUACUCAUUGUGCUAUCAUGCAUUUCAUUUCUUUAUUUUUCUCUCUCUUUUUCUUCUCAAUCAGUUAUCAAGGUGGACAGAGGUAGAGAGAUCACCAUCACCAAAGACCAGCUGGAAAGUGAGAAAGCACAUAUAUCAUCAUUGUAGUACUAUUACUAAUAGUGUUUGUAGCUAUGGUACUACAGCAUUUUCAAUGGUAUUCCCAAGCGACUUACCCUAGACCGAAUAGUUACGAUACAGUAUCACUGCAUAUUAAACACAUGUUCUGCAAUUCUAUACAGGUUGACAUCACUUAUCAUUCCUCUCUUGAGGGAUAUUAUGUUUUGUGGGGGGGGGGGGGGGGGUAUUUUGAAAACACAGUAGAAGUGGAAGUGGAAAGUGAUUUUCCUUGUUUUGUUUUGGUAAAACCUAUUUUUUUGGGGGGGGAAAACAGCUAACUUCAACACAUUUUGCCACGGGGCAGAAAGAAAAUGUUGCAGUUUAAAAUUGUUAAAUUUUUCUACUUCAUAUUCAUCAUCUCCAGCACCAAUCUAAACAUAUGUGAAAAUUGCGUGUUUCUAUGUUUUGUAGUAAAAAAUAUAGAGAAAGAUAAGUGUUUCCAAUGAAAGGCAAUGCCUACUAACAAUUGGUCAAAAUCACACGAUGCACACCGGUGUCAUUUGAAACACGUAUCUUUUUUUCUAUAAAACCCCCCGUGGCAAUUUCGCCGAUGGUAUUUAGUAUAACAACGUCAUGUUUCUUCAUAUCUUUCAUCAUGUAAUAGCGUUGUGGAGGCAAUGUACUUUGCUAGGUGGACUAUUCUCUAUGGUGUCCUAGUAAAUGCACAUUAUAGCCCAGGGUGACAUGCCCCUGAUGUACCUCAAAGAGAGAGGAGGAGGCAAACACCAUGGAAACACCAGGGAAUGGUGAACUAUUAUGAUGAGAAAUAAGGUACUAUCUCAGCCUCAUAGACUGCCAUACUCUAUUUUUCAAGGCACCCUGGUACAGCUUUAGGUUUCAAUGAAUCAAUAACUGUGUGUGUGUGUGUGUGUGUGUGUGUGUCAUGACACAGUCUGUGCAUUUCUCAUUUCAAGAUAUUUUAUAUCCGACCCUCUCCACUAAUCUAUUUAUGCUUGGUCAUGUGAUCCAAAGCUCUGGGUCUUGUUUAGCAGGGUACAUCGUAGCAAAACAAUUUGCAAAGGAAAAUGAAAAUAUGUGUUCCUAUUUGGACAAGAUCAGAUAGUAUACCUCCCCGUUUUAAAACGUUUUCUCCUUACUGAACAUGACCCUGUUGUCUUUACUAUCUUCUACACCCAUCCUCCCUUCUUCCCUCUGACCUCAGGUCAGAUGAAAGUCCCGUUCCCUCCCACUGGUGUCCAUGCCUGUGAGGUGAGUGACAGCUACGCCGUGCUGAGCUGGACCGAGCCGGAGCCCAGAGGCAAAGAGCAACUUACCUUCUAUGUGGAGCGGGUGAGUUAAGGCCUGUGCUCCUACUCAUACACACACUACAGAGACACAGGUACACACACACACACACACACACACACACACAGACCACCCAAACACUCAUUAAAACGCAGGUCCAAUGAACCCUCAACCCGGCCAUCUUGGUGUGUGUAGUGUCAACCCCCAGAUGCCCAUUAAUCUGUUUUACUGUUGUGGUUCUGUAGACCAACUUUAGAAUCGGGGCCAAAUUAAUGAAGAGCUCUAACCACUAUGCUAAUUAAAGAUUAAAGGGGAGGAAAAUAUUCCUUCAAAGUCCCACCAAGCAUACACAGAACAUGGUUGCCAUGUUCUCAGAACAUAAGAUAUGAAUAGUUAAAUGAGAACGUUGCAAGAAUUAAUUACACAUCACGUAUUGAUGCCGAGCCAAUCAAGGCACUGAUUGGUGAACCGCUGAUCCAUUCAUAGCUCUUUGUCUGUUGGCAAGGUUCAGGAUACUUACACACAGGUGCUUUUAAGAUAGUGUUUUCAACUUACAUAUUUGACACACAUGAUUACAUUGUGCAUGUUCAUUUAUACAGUCCUCACCUGGGAUUUGAACUCACAACCUCUUGGUUUACGGUACUUCUAUCUUCCUGAUGCACCACCAUGUCCAUGUCAGGUGUCAGUUAAUCUGAUUAUUCUCUUAUCAUUUAUUUUAUUUACUUAUUUCAGCAAUUCAAAGGCUUUCUGUAUAGUUGUCUAGUGUUGGUGGGGCAUAUUAACCUGUUUUAAUUACCUGUUUUAAUGAUACCCCUGAAUCACUUUGAUCAAUAAAAUAUUUUCUUGAGUGUACUUUUAACAGAGCUGAGAUUUACUUCAAAGUGUAUUCACUGAACCAGUUGUUUCAGAUCUGCACAAGUGCCUAGGGAGGAGGGAUUCAGGGUUUCUUCUGGACAGGGCCUCUGGCCCAAUAAGCACAUGCCCUAGAGAUAUCAAAACGUUGAUGGAAUAUUCUCCUAACCCACGAAAACUGAACGCAUUAAUGUUCUUGCAACGUCCCAUAAAACACUUCUAGAACGUUAAUGUUGUAUAAUCUGAGAACAUUGUAACCACAUUCUUGAUAAGUUCUGUUUGACAUUAAGGGAAUGUUCUCCUAACUUUAACACCAAAACAUGCUAAAAAGGUUCUCAGAAGGUUUUAGCUAACAUAGAUAGAAUGUUCUCCUAACUAACGGAAAACUGGACUCUCAAACAUCAGGGGAACAUUACGUGUAACAUUACAAAAUGUUCUCUCUCACUAAAAUUGUUAGCUGGGUCAAAGCUCUCUCUCUGGGUGAUUAAAAGUAUAACUCUUGGUUUUAUAGGUUCACGGUUGUGAAUUUGUUCUGGUUUAGUUUUAACGUCAAGGAGGUUUUGUGGGUGUGUUCGUACAUGGCCACCAAACUAUGCAGGACACAAGUGUUCCUAUUUUGAUGAAUGUCUUACAAUGACUAAAGUUUGUCAAAGUUGUGGUUUAUCAAAAUGGCCGCCCAGAAAAUAAAACUUUUGCUAAAGAAUUAAAGUGCUGGGAGGGAUCAUUCAUUUUACAUCUUCCCCAAAGUGCCCCAGUUCUUCAAUAUCAACCAGGACUAUGUAUGCUAGAUGCCCAACAGCUUGCAGUUCCAAUAAUGAGAAGAAAAGUGGCAAACUGCCACAGGAAAUUGCUUUUUAUUGGACUUUUAUAAGUAACUCUGUAAUAAAACUGUCCAAUCCAUCAAAAGCAUCUGAAAUUACCAAGAUCUCCUGCUUCUGUUCCACCCAGGAAUAUUCAAAUAUCCUCGGCUCGCCCUUGGGCUUGCUCUUUAUAAUCGCUGAUCUCCAUUCAAACACUGGGUUUUAUUCCAAUUUAAAUUUAAAAAAGGACUAAAAGAUAUGGGAGCCAAGUUAAUGGAGCAGAAGAAAAGAGAAAUAAAAGAACAUACAGGUGAUAAAAUAACAAUUGCAUGACAGUGAGAAACUAUUUCAUUAAUAGAAUUGAGUGAUUCACUGUAUGUCUGUCUGUCUGUCUUUCUGUCUACUUCUUUUCCAUCUACCUCUCUGUGUCUCUUUUUGCCUGCAUGCCUGUCUCUCUCUCUGUUCGUACUUCCUUCUGUCCAUCAGUCCAUUGCAGGGAAAAACAGUUGGCAGCUGGCCAGCAUGGACAUCACGGUGGGCUCUCCCAGGUUCCCCAUGUUUAACCUACAGAAGGGGAAGUCCUACUGCUUCCGGGUGCGCUCCGUCAACAAGUUUGGCGUGAGCGAACCCUCAGAGCCGAGCCCUCCAAUCUCACUGGGACAACCACAAGGUGAGGGAGAGGAACAAACAUGUAUUAUUUCUUUAAUGUUAUACUAGUUACAUUGAUAUGGAUUGGUGUAUACUCUGGUUCUUCAAUUAACCCUUUUCAUCCAGGAUGGUUCUUCCUUCAGUACCUUCUCUAUGGAAGAACGUUUUCUAAAACAGUUCUACCUGUAACCAUAAAGGGUUCUCCUACAGGGAUGGCUGUAGAUAGAAUGUUUUUCUUUUCCCAAAAGUGUGGCAAUCAGCUGAGCUCACUGUGUUUUUCGGUGUUAUCCUGUUAGCUGCUCCUGCUCCAGCCACCUCCGUCUUGGCCAUCCGAGACACAGAUUCUGCUGUCCUGCUUCAGUGGCAGGAGCCCAAGGAGAAGGAGGGCAUUCUGGGAUACUACCUGUACUACAGCGAGGCUGGGAAGCAAGAGUGGAGGACAGUCAACAACAAACCAACCACCAACACCAAGUACAGUACUGAACGCACUGUGCCAUUUAAAUGAACUGAGCUCCUCUUUUUUGAGUACUGUUUCUAUUGUGUGUUGGAUAAAUAUUGUUGUUUGUUCUCUUGCCACUAAUUCUACAACAGAACAUGAUAGGACCGUUUCCAGGACACAGAUUAAGCCUAGUCCUGCUCCAUUGACAUUUCCAGUGAAAUUGCUUUUUAGUCCAGGGAACCAGCACAAUGUAGAAAGCAAUGCUUAGGCAUUAGGACUAUAUGAAUAGUCAAAUUUGACAUUGCAACACCUAGGCCUAAAUUAGUUGUUUUUUCCUCUCAGAUUUACAGUCCAUGGUCUGAAGUCGAAGAAGGAGUAUGUGUUCAGAGUGAAGUCUGUGGGGCGAGCUGGGAACAGUAUCUACUCCAACGAAUCUCCCCCUAUCCUGGUCAAAGCAGCUCUCAGUGAGUACUAGACAAAAACUGCGGACUGACAUGCUCCUGGGACAUAUUCAUUACGGCAAACUGAAAUAAUUUAACAAAUAGUGUUUCAGAUAGUCUCUCCCUUUUUUUCCGUCUGUUUUCCUCCAUUUGGUGCCUGAUGAACACGACCCUGCUAUCAUAUCAAACAGUUAUACCUGACAGGGACGCAGGGAACCAUGUUUAUAGUUGUGAAUGCUUUCGUAGUGAUCUCUUAUUCACACUUUCACUGGCUAAUUUGACGGGAUAAGGAGGUGUAAUGUGAAAUAUUAAGUGAUCAUGUAAAUUAGUUGGGGUCCAUUUUCUUUUUCAGUCAGUCUUCGUUAGUAGCCAAGGCUUGUUUCUCUGUAUUCUCCGUUCUCUUCAUCAAUCUAGUCCUGAUCUCAAUUCACCAUUAGUUCAUAACAGCCUCAUGAACCCAUUACGUGAUGACAGGUAUUAGAUCUAAUGGGUAGGCUCAUGAUUUAGUAUUUUGGUUUGGUUUGUCCACAAACACAGUGAAAUAAAUAGAGACUUGUGAUGAGGCAGGCACCUGAUGAAUAACUACUGACCCCUCUCACUGCUGUCUCACCCUAUAACAGCAUGUCUGAUGAUAAUAAUAAUGAUAAUAUGCACUCUGCAGCCGGCUACAUUGUAAUGACCGCUCAUUUUAGCUGCCACUCACAGUGAUGCCAGAUUCCGAAUCUGGUCUCGGAUCAGUUGAUGAUAUGACUGAAAUCCAAUACUUUGUGUCUGAAACCCUGUGUGGCCUUACAUUAACUGACCUGAUACACGGAUGUGGCCAGAAUAGAAUAGAAUGGAAUGGAAUAGAGAAGAAUAGAAGCUGAUUUGCCAUUUAUUAGAAACACUAUCCAUCGAAACACUAUCCAUCUAAACUAUCUAUCUAAAUGUAAUACUUUUUUUGUUUGUCUCUGGGCAGGCUGAGGAAAAGUCUAGUAUGCCCGAGCUUUGUUUUCCAAUACAUUUUCUUGGUAACAUGCAAGUUUACAGAAGGGGAAAUCUGACAGAACUCUCUAACUCACUUUUUCACAUCUGCCCCUUCCCAGUCGCCCCAUCCCCUUCCUCUGCCAUCGCCCUGCUGCUCUGCACUGGCUCUGAGAUGAUUCUCACCUGGAGAGCCCCUGCUAACAAUGGAGGAGACCCUGUACGAGGCUACUACCUGGACCAGAAGGACAAAGAGCUGGAUUCCUGGAGAAAGGUCAACACCAAGCCUGCCAAGGAGAGGCAGCACAAGGUGAGGAAGGAUCUGGUACCAGUACCCAGGCGUCACUGUCGUUAGAAUGUUGGGUCAAACUUGACAUGACAAAGGCCCUCUACCAGAGUAAUGUUAAGUAAGGGAUAAACGCUGAUGCUCUGUAUAUUAUCUUGUAAAUAAUUGUGUUAAUUAGUUCCAAGAUAAUGUACAGAGUGGAGGCGUUUAUCCCGCUUAUACCACAGUUGCCAAAGAAAACAAUACUGAAGCACAUAUUUACCAGUAGAAAUUACAUGUUUUAAUUGAUAUUUUAAUUUUGAGAAGUCAAUUCAUACUUUUUCAUCCUCCCACCAAACCUGGUCGUUAGUUCUGUCGGUCAGGUAGCCAACAUAGCAGGAGGAAGAUAAACGUCUGAGCAGAGUUCCCACAUCCGGUUUUCAGAACAUCUGGUUGUUGGCAACUCCGCUAAGGCUAGGUUGCCACAAACAUGACCCAGUUGUCCAUUCUUCACGAUUUUGCCUGGCAUUGAAAAGUUGCUUUUUCCUUAAGGACGCACUGUACAUUACAGUAGAGGAGAUCACAUUGCAUAUCAAACAGUAGGCUAGAAGCUACUGUGGCUAAAUAGUUUGUUGCUAGCAAAUCUGCCAAUAUGGCAAACAAAUUCAACAAUACCAGUUGCUGAAAACAGCUGGUCAAACUAGAAACAUGUGGGAGGAUUUGACAGCAUAGCUUCAAUUGCGUCAUGAAGAACCGGAGAAAUUCAUGUUCAUCACUCACCACGUUAGGUCAUCAGAUGCUGCAAAAAAAACGUCUAUACAAAAACAAAUGAAUGCUAUCUAGCUAGCUAAAUUUUCCCUCGUUGGACCUGCGUUUACAAUGUAUCCUAUUUCGGUAUGCAUGGUCGUUGUUUUGGCUUUCUGUAACUUUGUAGUAAGUACGGUUUGCAUGGUGAAGUGGUUUAGAACGGUAAAAAGGUGCCUAUUGUUGGAACUACUUCAGAGGUGUUCUAUAUCUUUUCCAACUGUCCCGUAUAUCUACAUGUAAUGCCCACACUGGGGGGGGGACACCCCACAUUCUGAAAUUGCAUUUUUGUCCUACCCAGUUUUAUAAUUGGAAUGUGAUACAAAAUGAGGCAACAGUGUGCUUUAGGACCAUGCGGACGCCUCCGAGCGGCCGGGUAGGCUGUUUGGAGUGUUUAUCUGACUGGAUAUAGUACAAAAAAUAAUUAUUAUGGCCCCCCCACUUCUAAAACCAAAGUUUCACCCCUGAUAACCAAAAAUAAUUAUGUAUGUAAUAAGCCAGUAAAAAACAUUUAGCUCUGGAAUACACCACAUUAGAACUAAAAAAUUAUUAGUGGUGGUCAGAGAGCUGAACAUAAGGCUCUGGUGGAGGUAUACUGGAGGAAAAAAACACAUUCCCUCUACUACCUUAGCUGUGUCACUAGGCAACGAGUGGUGGUGUCCAUGGAGACUAAUGGAAAGUUAAAAUGGUCUCUUUUUGCAAUGGAAAUUACAAGUGUGCUGUAAUUUUAUGGCAUGCAAAAUAGUUAUAUUGAAAGUCUGCCAUACUGCAAAAUAGUUUAGAAGUGUGGAGCAAACCGUGCUUUUUCACUGACCAGGGUCUUGUUCAGGUGGCAGAAGAAAGUAGACUGAAACAAAUCAAAUCAAAUCAAAUCAAAUUUUAUUGGUCACAUGCGCCGAAUACAACAGGUGCAGACAUUACAGUGAAAUGCUUACUUACAGCCCUUAACCAACAGUGCAUUUAUUUUAAACAAAAAAGUAAGAAUAAAACAACAACAAAAAAGUGUUGAGAAAAAAAGAGCAGAAGUAAAAAUAAAGUGACAGUAGGGAGGCUAUAUAUACAAUAGAAUAAAGUGACAGUAGGGAGGCUAUAUAUACAGGGGGGUACCGUUGCAUAGUCAAUGUGCGGGGGCACCGGCUAGUUGAGGUAGUUGAGGUAAUAUGUACAUGUGGGUAGAGUUAAAGUGACUAUGCAUAAAUACUUAACACAGUAGCAGCAGCGUAAAAAGUAUGGGGUGGGGGGGCAGUGCAAAUAGUCCGGGUAGCCAUGAUUAGCUGUUCAGGAGUCUUAUGGCUUGGGGGUAGAAGCUGUUGAGAAGUCUUUUGGACCUAGACUUGGCACUCCGGUACCGCUUGCCGUGCGGUAGCAGAGAGAACAGUCUAUGACUAGGGAUGUAAUGUCCAAUAAGAAACGCUUGUUUUUGUUUUCCAUUGUAAAACAUAUUGCUACGGUGUGCCCUAAUGAACAUGUCCAAGGUAUUUAACAUAUAAAGCCAUUGAUCUGCUUGCAUGUAUUUAUGAAAACACAGUGGUCACAGAGGCCCCGUGUAGCUCAGUUGGUAGAGCAUGGCGCUUGCAACGCCAGGGUUGUGGGUUCGUUUUCCAACGGGGGGCCAGUAUGAAAAAAAAAAUGUAUGCACUCACUAACUGUAAGUCGCUCUGGAUAAGAGCGUCUGCUAAAUGACUAAAAUGUAAAAUGUAAAUGUAAAUGUCACAUGCAGUGCCUUCUGUUGGGCGAAACCAGCUACUACAACUGCCCAGUCUCCUCCAAUAACAGUGCCUUGCAUCUCUGAGUUUGCUUUUUGCUCUUAUUUUUACAAACUGCUCACUUGCUGCCUCCAUGUAAAUGAGAUUUAUUAGAAUAUUGAUCCAAUGGAGGCUUCAUGCUCGGGGCACUUUGGUCUUCCUGCUUGUGUAAGCCAAUGUAAAUGACUUUACCCCCUGAAUCCUUUCCUUCCACAACCACCUAUCCAGCCUCAUUAGAACAAUGUCUGAGAUGUGAACCCUUAGGAUUUUUGGUUAUCUCGCUUAAUUUGGAAUUCCACCUCCAUCUCCACCGCAGUGCCUUUACUUCCACUGAUUCAGAAUCAGGUGAACUGAUGUCAUCUGGUGGCGAUAAGUUGAAUCGAAAGACACUUUGGGACAAACUCCCCUUCUCCCCUGCCCCCGCUAUAUUUCACUGCAGAGCUCCAAGCAGCACUGUUUAGAUAUUGAUUUGAUAAAGAGGCUUUUGUUGUCCCUAAGUAUGGCUAGCCUAGUGACCAAUCUAUAAAUAUAGGAGGCAAAGUCUUUCGAUGGUGUGAUUUAUAUCACACUUAAAUAAGCCCCUCAGAUUUGUCUAUUGAUAGCCAUUGUCCAUUGGCUCAGUCCCCCUAAAGCAGAAGAACUUCAUACGCGAUAAGGACCUUAAAGGCUAAGUGACUGUGAAUAAAGUGGCUGGGAUCGAUGAUCUGAACCCCCUUCCUUAAGCCAGCCUCUAUGGGGCUUUUCCAAACUACACCGGUAUAAUGUAUACUUUGCUUUACAGUAUGUGGCUCAGUUAGGAUUAGCUGAGUUUUUCUUAGCUGCACAAUGUACAGUGGAGUUGAGUGGAGACGAGAGUGUGUGGAGUGUAUCUCUGACUACAUCGAGUCGCUGUCAGUCGAUACUUGUAAAAAUUUAAAUACGUAAACCCUUACCGUGUACCUAUGUUUGUCUUCUGUAGCUGCGUGCCUUUCUUUAUUUGCUGAAAUCCAUCAUUUUUAAUUAAACGUUUAUAAAAUACAACCACCGACUGUUUCCUCGUCUCGACUGACAGCGUCUCGAUGUAGUCGGAGGUACACUCCUUCCACAGUCGUCGCAACCCAAUUCCACUGACAUGUCCAUAUGUGUGGAGUUGAGAAACCCAGCUAAAUUAGGAUGUGAGUGCACGAGUGCCUAGAGUGCACGAGGUAAUCUAGAUACUGUGUUGAAUUAUCCUUCAAAGGUAUCUUUUUUUGUUUUGUCCACGGUUUGUUCAUGUAAGAACUGACAUACUGAAACUCAGAACUAGCUGACCCUUGUUUUCUCAAUGACCAGGGUAUUGUUCAGUAGGCACCAAACAGAAGAAAACUUGACCAAUAAGAAAUGCUCAUUUCUGUUGUAAAAUGAUUUGAAACGUUUUUCUACGGUAUGCCCUAAUGAACACAACCUUGGUUAUAAUUUGUUCAGUAACUGUAUUAAUUUUGUGUUGUCUUAUUUACAGGUCUGUAACCUGGAUGGGGGGCAUUACUAUCAGUUCCGUGUUUUUGCUGCCAACGUGGUUGGGGUUGGUAAACCCUCUGAGCCCAGUGAGGCUUUCCUGUGUGAGGAGUGGACCAUGCCUGAGCCAGGUGAGGAUGAUGCAAUUAUCAUACACACACACACACACACACACAUGGACGCACAGACGCACACACAUGGUCACUGUACACACACACAAAGAGUAAGCACACACACACACACGUUUACUCUCUAAAACACACACUCUCUCUCUCUACUCACUCUGUCAUUCGGUAAUGGAGCAGUUCAGUGCACAGCCGUGGCCAGCUGUGUUGGCCCCAUGGUCUUUCUCAUAUAAUAGCUGCCUGUUGUGAUAUUCAUAUUGGAAAUGGAGAGAGCCACACACCAUUUAUCCCGCACAGCCCAUUAAUCCAGCUGAAUCCAGCCGGCUCUCCCCGUGUCGUAAAUAAUUUAAAUGCGACUGAAAAUCAUUAAGCAAAUUAACUACCGUGCACUGGCACUAAGAACGAAGGGGUAGAUUAAGCAAAGUCACUUUACUUGUUUUUUUAAUUGUAUUAUUAUUGUUUGUUCAUUUCUUUAUGAUGGCCUGUUCUGUCACGGACAACUUGGCUGUUUAUAGGUGAUUAUAGAAGGCGGAAAAAGGAUAAAGAUCAAUAUUUUAGCCUGAUUUAAAGUAAUUUCAAAUACUUUAUCUGUGCUUGAUUAAGCAUGCAUGUUGCAAUGUAACCAAUAGAAACGUGCAGACCCUGCCCACCUGGUACUCCAGUGAGGAUGAACCAAACACUGAUUUCAAAUAGUACUUGAACCCAGGUCUGGUUGGUAUAUUUCUAACACAGUAGACACUUAUCAAUCCAUGUACUGUAUAGAAUGAAACACUGUAUGGGUUGAUACAGAGAAACCAAUGUGGGUUUUUUUCUCCAUAUUUCUCUCUUUGUGUUAUGCUAACCACACCCAUACCCCAGGCUGCCCUUAUGACCUGGAAUUCAGGGAGGUGAGGCAUAACUCUCUGGUCCUCCUGUGGGCGGUACCUCUCUACGAAGGACAGCAGGGACCAAUCACAGGGUACCUGGUGGAGCUGAGCGGGGGCGACCAAUCACAGAGCUGGACUGCUGUGAAUGAAGAGCCAAUCACAGACACCUUUUUCAAGGUUGGUGAGAUUUACUUGUUUUAUGUAAUAAGGACAUAGAUAAAUUGAAAUAGAGUUAAUAUGUUUUGAUUAAAUGGAUCAAAUAUUUAAUUUAGGUAUGUUUGUGUUCCCAGGUGUCAGGUCUCCAGGCAGGUCAGACUUAUCGUCUCAGAGUGUGUGCCUUGAACAAGGCUGGAGUGGGCAUCCCUUCUCUGCCCUCUGAGCUUAUCAGAGCCCAGACCCAACCAGGUGAGUCAUUUUAGGGUUUUAGUUAGCCUGGUUCCAGGUCUGUUUGUGUUUGGCAUAACAAUGACCAUAGGAGUUGGCAAGAGAGCACAAACAGGUCUGGGACCAGGCUUGAUUUUAGCAAUACAGGUCCUUGAUGGACAAUAUCACCAGAAUGACUUAUGAUUCAUGUUCUUUCUCCAUCAGGCACCAGAGACAUAGAGAUCGGUGUGGACAAUGAUGGCUUCAUCUUCCUGGCCUUUGAGGCCACGGAAAUUACGGAGAAGAGCAAGUUUGUCUGGAGCAAGAACUACAAAGGGGCUAUUGAAGCUGGGAGAGCCAGGGUACUGUGGGAGAACAAUAGGUACUGCACUGUGUGUGUAUGUGUAUUUGUAUGUGUGUGUGUGUGUGUGUGUGUGUGUGUGUGUCUGUUACAGAGAGAAAAAAAAGUGACCUGUAGAGUUGUGAGAGGGCAUGUAACCCAUGAAAGACUUGUUGAAUGUUAAGAGGUCAGCAAAGGGUCAGACUCAGUGGAGAUUCUUCCUCACUUGACACUAUGAUGCAAAAUGUCAUUCCUUUUCACUGAGCACUACUGAGUCCCCUGGUCUGUCUUUUAAGCCCACUGUCCUUCUGUCCAUCCUUUUAGCUAGCUGUCCCUCCUUCUGUCCAUCCCCAGGUCCAUCCUAACCUUUACAAACGCCACUAAAGAGGACCUGGGCCUGUACACAGUAGAGAUGAGUGACAACCCAGACAUCUCUUCCAGUUUCACCUUUACUGCGGAAGGUACUUUAUACUCAAAGCUACAGAAGACUUGAACAAAAUAUUGCUGCUCCCUCUAAUUCCCCCUCUCUUUCUUUUUCCAUAGAUCUGGAGAGACUGACCGAGCUCGGCUGGCACAUCUGCCACCCAUGUAAGUAAGACUCAGUUACUGUAAUAAUACGUGUCUCUAUCGAGCUAACAAAAAAUGUAUAGUAUUCCUUUUCAAAUAGAAACAGGCAUUAUAAUAUAGAGUUCACCAUCACAAUUUCAACAACGUAUUCCCGCUGAUGUUUUUCUUGGGGAAGCCCUAUUUUUCGAUUCCUGUCAUUGUUGUUGAGCACCCCUCCUAGUUUAUUUUGUUUGCUGAAGCUUGGAGGCCUACCUGAAUGCAUAACCUAUUCAUUGUUCUCUCCCCCUACAGUGAUAGCCCUGCGCUCCAAGUGGCAGGUGGAGGUGUCAGAGAAAGGGAACGUGCGUCUCUGGAUGCAGACUGAGAGCCUGAGCAACGCUGCAGAGCUCCACCUCAUUCUCAAUGACAGAGAGAUCUCCAGUACUGCAGUAAGCAGCACUUCACAACACAGGCUAUAUGUUCUAAUCUCAGAACCCAGAACCAAAUAUUGUGUGUACUAGUCUGUCACGAGAGACUAUAUAUGUGUCUAUAUGCUUAAGAGCGUGUAUGUCUCAAAUGCAUACUAUAACUAGCUUGGGUGUCAGAAUGUUCCUGCUUUAGUCGAUGGUGCAGUGUUGUAUGAAUGGGAAGAUGACAACAAGUUGGCUGAAACAGAAAUAGACUGGCAUCCAGGCAAGUUAUAGCAUAUCUCCCAGAGGUGGGUAUAAGUCAUAAGCUACUGCAUUUUGCAUACACACAUUUAUUUUGGAAUAUAUGCAGAUGGUUAUGUGUUCCCGAAUGCAUUUCCAUUUCCAGUGAAAACCUCCAUAAAACAACGAAAUGUAGAUGUGCCACAAAAUAGCAAAAUGUUACAUAUUUUCUCAUCCAAGUUUGCAUUAGUAAGAGUUAUUGACUGUAUAGAGAGAGAAAGUAAUCACAAAACAAUCACAAUCUUUUUUUUUUACCCUCACCAUCAUAUUUGCAAUUUCAUUUAAACACAAAUCACCUUAAAAAAGAUUUUCAUAAGAACAUACGUAGCAAUAUGUUAGCAAUGUUGAUUUGUUAUUAAAUCAACCUAAAAAUAACCACAGGUUGGAAGACAGGUCGGCAGAGGUUGUUGCACCAGAUGUGGAUUUUCCAUGGGGGAAAACUAAUAUUAUGCAUGUUUUGGACUCAGUGUCUUGCAUGUGGUUACUCGGUAUGGAAUAGCAUGACUGCAUGCAUGCAUGUGUGUAUACAUGUGUUUGUCAACAGUGCUAAGGGUUUAUUACAAAAUGACAACAGAUAAGGAUUUUGUGAAUAAACCAAACCCCAUUUCCCCCAUUUUAGCCCCUUGCCUUGAUUAGCUCAAAUCAACAUGCAAGUCACACUGUGUGUGUGCACAUGUAUGUACAUACGUGUGCAUUCAUGUGCUUGUGUGUGUCCUAUCUCUUCUCUCUCCCUAGGCCCGUAAGAUUAACUUUGACAAGGCCAGUGGGCUGAUAGAGAUCCUGUUUGACCAGCUGUCUAAGGAGGACGAGGGUUCUUACACAGCUCAGCUCUGCGACGGCCGCGCCAAGAACCAGUUCACCCUGGUGUUCGUGGACGAGAGUGAGUCCAUCUGGUCACCCCAACUCAUUACCGGGAUUUUCACACUACCGAACCGAACCGAGCUGUGCUAAACCAAGCUGUGAGGAGCUGGCAUGGUUACGCAUCCACCAUAGUUGCUGGAAGUGCUGAGCAAGCACAGUUUGCUUCAGAUCGGCACAAUAGUGUGAAAAGGGCAGCUUAAUAUUGCUGUGAACUCUAAAGAGUAGUAAAUGUUUGGCUUGGCUUGAUAUAUAGAUUUGUUGCAAUCAAUUUGGUUAUUACAUUCAAUGUUACUGUCUUAUUAUUGGUAGUGUACUGUAUAUCCUCAGUGUGCUAGUAGGGAUGUGAUCCUGUGGUUGUGUCUUUGGCAGUGUUCCGUCAGACACUGGCUCAGUCCAUAGCCAACAGAAUGGACUACAAGAGAAAGUCAGGUGAGUGUUCCCCUAUUGGCCCCUGGUUCACCUCUGACGUCUGGGCUGGAUCCCUAAGCACUGUGAUUGGUCCACAGUGUUCCUGCCAGGGCCAACAAGAGUUUCUCCCAUCCGGCUGACCAAAGUCCAUAUAGGACGUGUUUUUAUCUACUGCCAACAGUAGAUAAAGAUCUAAUUUCAGUGUAAAAUGCUCCUGCCAAAUAGGUCCCAAAUGUGCUGAAACAGAUUCAGUAAGCCUCAACGCCCUAGUUUCCUAUUUGUCACUAACUGUUAGUCCCUUUCCUUAGCUUUGUAUGCUAGUGGCAAAACAUACAGUGAGGGAAAAAAGUAUUUGAUCCCCUGCUGAUUUUGUACGUUUGCCCACUGACAAAGAAAUGAUCAGUCUAUAAUUUUAAUGGAAGGUUUAUUUGAACAGUGAGAGACAGAAUAACAACAAAAAAAUCCAGAAAAACGCAUGUCAACAUUUUUAUAAAUUGAUUUGCAUUUUAAUGAGGGAAAUAAGUAUUUGACCCCUCUGCAAAACAUGACUUAGUACUUGGUGGCAAAACCCUUGUUGGCAAUCACAGAGGUCAGACGUUUCUUGUAGUUGGCCACCAGGUUUGCACACAUCUCAGGAGGGAUUUUGUCCCACUCCUCUUUGCAGAUCUUCUCCAAGUCAUUAAGGUUUCGAGCCUGACGUUUGGGAACUCGAACCUUCAGCUCCCUCCACAGAUUUUCUAUGGGAUUAAGGUCUGGAGACUGGCUAGGCCACUCCAGGACUUUAAUGUGCUUCUUCUUGAGCCACUCCUUUGUUGCCUUGGCUGUGUGUUUUGGGUCAUUGUCAUGCUGGAAUACCCAUCCACAACCCAUUUUCAAUGCCCUGGCUGAGGGAAGGAGGUUCUCACCCAAGAUUUGACGGUACAUGGCCCCGUCCAUCGUCCCUUUGAUGCGGUGAAGUUAUCCUGGCCCCUUAGCAGAAAAACACCCCCUAAGCAUAAUGUUUCCACCUCCAUGUUUGAUGGUGGGGAUGGUGUUCUUGGGGUCAUAGGCAGCAUUCCUCCUCCUCCAAACAAGGCGAGUUGAUUUGAUGCCGAAGAGCACGAUUUUGGUCUCAUCUGACCACAACACUUUCACCCAGUUCUCCUCUGAAUCAUUCAGAUGUUCAUUGGCAAACUUCAGACGGGCCUGUAUAUGUGCUUUCUUGAGCAGGGGGACCUUGCGGGCGCUGCAGGAUUUCAGUCCUUCACGGCGUAGUGUGUUACCAAUUGUUUUCUUGGUGACUAUGGUCUCAGCUGCCUUGAGAUCAUUGACAAGAUCCUCCCGUGUAGUUCUGGGCUGAUUCCUCACCGUUCUCAUGAUCAUUGCAACUCCACGAGGUGAGAUCUUGCAUGGAGCCCCAGACCUAGGCAGAUCUUUUUUUUAUUUUAUUUUUUAUUUUAUUUUUUUAUUACAUUCAAUGUUACUGUCUUAUUAUUGACAGUUCUUAUUAUUGACAGUUCAGAUUGACAGUUCUUUUGUGUUUCUUCCAUUUGCGAAUAAUCGCACCAACUGUUGUCACCUUCUCACCAAGCUGCUUGGCGAUGGUCUUGUAGCCCAUUCCAGCCUUGUGUAGGUCUACAAUCUUGUCCCUGACAUCCUUGGAGAGCUCUUUGGUCUUGGCCAUGGUGGAGAGUUUGGAAUCUGAUUGAUUGAUUGCUUCUGUGGACCGGUGUCUUUUAUACAGGUAACAAACUGAGAUUAGGAGCACUCCCUUUAAGAGUGUGCUCCUAAUCUCAUCUCGUUACCUGUAUAAUAGACAGCUGGGAGCCAGAAAUCUUUCUGAUUGAGAGGGGGUCAAAUACUUAUUUCCCUCAUUAAAAUGCAAAUGAAUUUAUAACAUUUUUGACAUGCGUUUUUCUGGAUUUUGUUGUUAUUCUGUCUCUCACUGUUCAAAUAAACCUACCAUUAAAAUUAUAGACUGAUCAUUUCUUUGUCAGUGGGCAAACGUACAAAAUCAGCAGGGGAUCAAAUACUUUUUUCCCUCACUGUACCUAUCUACACUUUAUGGAGUGUUGAACAGGCAGUUAUAACAUAUAGUGCUGACACACCAGAAUAUAGCAAGUUUCAUUGAUUGACUGUAAGCAAAGAUGGCCGCUGUAUCUCUGAUCCAGUGUGCGCAGUUAAUCAUUCGCUCUCUUUUCCAAGGACCCUAUUUUCUGGAAUUUUUGUCAUGGACCGUGACAGAGGACUGUGAGUUUAUCAUCAAAUGCAAGGUAAUUUAUAGAUAUCCAAUAUCUUGUUAUCUUUGUUAUGAAAUAAUCACAUGGAUUCCGUAUUCUAAUAUGCAUGUGUGUUGUUAUGAAUGUAUUCAGUGCACAGUGUUACUGUAUCAUUAGUAUCCUCUCUCAUUCUGGGUCCAGGUGACCAACAUAAACAAGGAUACGACUCUGAAGUGGUUCAAGGACGGUGUGGAGACUCCAGGAGUGUACGACGAGCAGACUGGAGUCAGCACCAUGACUGUGCAACAGGUAGACACAUCACAUCCAGUACUCAUAGGGCUGGUUUCCUGAACCCAGAUUAAACUUAAUCCUGGACUAAAACACACUUUCAGUGGAGAUUCUCUACUGAGAAUGAUUUUAAUCCAGGACUAGGCUGAAUGUAGGUCCAGGAAACUGGCCCAUAAUGUCACAUAUCACUUUGCUCAACCCCACUAUUUAGCGCCCACCUGGAGAUUUGACCUGGCAACCUUCCGGCUACAGGUCCACCUCUCUAAACAUUAAGCUACCUACCACCUCAUAUUUGCAGUAUUGUAAUGGAUAUAUAAAGUAAUGUACAGUAGUACUGGAUGUACAGUAAUGGGAUGGUGGCAGAGGAGGGAAUAAGGUUAAACUCAGUAGAACACACAUCAUCAGUGAUCAUCGUACACACACACACACACACACACACACACACACACACGCACGCAGAAUCUGGGUCAGAGUUUCUCUACAGUAUGAGUAUUUAUAGAUCAUUGCAUAAUUACCCACUGGGCACACACUGGUUGAAUCAAUGUUGUUUCUACGUCAUUUCAAUGAAAUUACGUCGAACCAAUGUGGAAAAUACGUUAAAUUGAAAUCUGUGCCCAGUGGGUAGGAUUAUCUGUGUACAGAAAGUCAAAUGUGUUUGGGUAUUCUCAAACCCUAUGUGUAUGUGUGUGUUAUACUGACUGACUGUUUUCUCUCAGGUGACUAAGAAGGAGGCAGGCCACUACGAAGCUGUGGUGUCUGAUGGUAGAGGACAGGAUGUGAGCACACUGGAGUUACUAAAUGAAGGUGAGACAUCAUGGCACUGUCAUGGACAACCACAGACAUGGGCCCAUAUUCAUAAAGUGAUCCAUUUUGCGUCGUAGAUCCUAAUGAAUAUGAUGACUUGGACUGGGGGGACCUGAUCCUAGAUCAGCACUCCUACUCUGAGACGCUUUAUGGAUAUGGGCCCCGGUCUAGCCUAAAUAUCACUGAAAUGUUACAGUAUGUUGUCUCUCAAGUUAUAUUGUUAUGAGGCAAUUUCAAAGUACAUUAUUGUUUUAUGUCUGAUGAUCAUUCUGAAGAUGCAGAGACUGAGACUGCACAUUAUGUAAUAUUAUCCUUCAUGUAUUAUGCAUAGAGGUUAAUGAACAUUAUAAACUGGGUGGUUUGAGCCCUGAAUGCUGAUUGGCUGAAAGUCGUGGUAUAUCAGACCGUAUACCAUGGGUAUGACAAAACAUGACUUCUUACUGUUCUAAUUACGUUGGUAACCAGUUUAUAAUAGCAAUAAGGCACCUUGGGUAUUUGUGGCAUAUGGCCAAUAUACCACUGCUAAUGGCUGUAUCCAGGCGUUCAUAGAAUGUCCUAUGUGGACUUUGGUCAGCUGGAUGGUAGAGACUCUAGUUGACUCUUGUUGGCCCUGGCAGGAACACUGUGGACCAAUCACAGCGCUUUGUGACCCAACCAAGCGAUCAGAGGUAAACCAGGGGCCAAUAGGGGAACACUGACGUGUUGCAUCAUGCAUAAGAACAGCCCUUAGCUGUGGUAUAUGUACCACACCUACUCAGACCUUAUUACUUAAAUACAGCCCACUGUCUGGAGACAUAAUUAUUCUGUCUUUAUUUACAGAGUAUGACAAGCUCCUCCAACUCCUGAGCAAACAGUGUGGUAAGUUCAGCAUGGAUUUCCUAAUAUUAUUACGCCAACAUUUCAGUACCGAAACAUGAGUGACUUCUCAAGCAUUCUAUGAACGGUUUUUGGAUUGGGACAACUUAAGAUGAAGUUAUUAACUUCUUAAGUAACGACAAAACCCACAUCCUGACUACAGUUUAGAAUCAAAAUACAAAUGUAUUGGACCUAGACUACAGUUUAGAUAGCAUGGCCUGUCACCUGUCAAUAUCCCAACAAUGACAUUCUGUCACAGAGUAUCAUCUCCCAGAGUUUGACUUUUUCCUCUCUCUGUGGCACAGCGCUGUCUGCAGGACCAGUGAGGAUCCAAUGCACUGCUGUGGGCUUCAAGCUCUACUGCUCUCUCAAGUACUAUAUCAGCUACAUGAAGACCAGCUGGCACUUCAAGUGAGUUCCCUGGCCUGGCCUGGCCUCUGUACUCUGCCCUGCCACCGGGGCUGUGCUCCAGGCCCACUGGUUCUACUUGGCAUACAUUAUACAGUCAGCCUAUGUGGAGUAGGGUGAAGUUUCCCCUAGGCGCUGAUCUUGGGUCAGUUUAGCAUUUUCCCCACUAAUUGUUAAGGUUAGGAUUGGGGGAGGGAAAGUUGAUCCUAAAUCUGUACCUAAGGGAAACUUCACAACAGAUGAUGGUACACACAGGGAACAUGGACUGGACUUUUAUCGCCACCUGCUGGCAGCUUUUAUGGUUAGCAACAACCACCAACCCUGGUUCUACAGAGUUACAGGGCUUGCAGGUUUUUGUUCUAGUCCAGCAUUAACACACCUGAUUCAACUAAUAGACUAAUCAUUAAGACUUUGAUUAGUUGAAUCAGCUGUGUUGGUGCCUGUCUGGAGCAAGAGCCUGCACAUCCUGUACCUCUCCAUUACGGCGGCAGGUAGCUUAGUGGUUAAGAGCGUUGUGCCAGUAACCGAAAGGUCGUUGGUUCUAGCCGACUAGGUGAAUAAUCUGUUGAUGUGCCCUUGAGCAAGGCACUUAACCCUAAUUGCUCCUGUAAGUUGCUCUGGAUAAGAGCGUCUGCUAAAUGACCUAUUUAUUUAUUACGAGAGCUGGUGACAACCCAACGUGGAAAAACCACAUGAAUUUCACAUGUGAAAACAUGUUUUCAUGUGAUCACGUGAAGUUAAUGUGAUAACAUGUGACAACAUGUAACACAACAUGUGAUAAUAUGAAACUACACGUGAAAAUGUGAAAUUUCAUAUGAAAUCAUAAGUCGCUCUGGAUAAGAGCGUCUGCUAAAUGACUAAAAUGUAAAUGUAAAUCAUGCGAUUUUUCACGUGAAGUCAUGUGGUUUUUCUGUAAGGGCACUGCUGUAGCAACAUGGUUUGUUGUCUAAUUUAAACUCAGAGUUGCUUUAGCGUUUGUGUUUUCCUUCACAUCGCCCCACAGCUUCCUUAGUGAGACAGUCUGAGCCUUUAAUCCCAAAUCCAUCUCAUCAGAUUGAAAAAUACCAAAUGUAAAGGCUUUUACAAAUAAACUUAAAACUGAACAAGUAAAGCCCUCAGACAUACAGUUGAAGUCGGAAGUUUACAUACACCUUAGCCAAAUACAUUUAAACUCAGUUUUUCACAAUUCCUGACAUUUAAUCCUAGUAAAAAUUCCCUGUAUUAGGUCAGUUAGGAUCACCACUUUAUUUUAAGAAUGUGAAAUUUCAGAAUAAUAGUAGAGAGAAUGAUUUAUUUCAGCUUUUAUUUAUUUCAUCACAUUCCCAGUGGGUCAGAAGUUUACAUACACUCAAUUAGUAUUUGGUAGCGUUGCCUUUAAAUUGUUUAACUUGGGUCAAACGUUUCGGGUAGCCUUCCACAAGCGUCCCACAAUAAAUUGGGUGAAUGUUGGCCCAUUCCUCCUGACAGAGCUGGUGUAACUGAGUCAGGUUUGUAAGCCUCCUUGCUCGCACACGCUUUUUCAGUUCUGCCCACACAUUUUCUAUAGGAUUGAGGUCAGGGCUUUGUGAUGGCCACUCCAAUACCUUGACUUUGUUGUCCUUAAGCCAUUUUGCCACAACUUUGGAAGUAUGCUUGGGGUCAUUGUCCAUUUGGAGGACCCAUUUGCGGCCAAGCUUUAACUUCCUGACUGAUGUCUUGAGAUUGCUUCAAUAUAUCCACAUAAUUUUCCUUCCUCAUGAUGCCAUCUAUUUUGUGAAGUGCACCAGUCCCUCCUGCAGCAAAGCACCCCCACAGCACGAUGAUGCCACCCCUGUGCUUAACGGUAGGGAUGGUGUUCUUCGGCUUGCAAGCAUCCCCCUUUUUCCGCCAAACAUAACGAUGGUCAUUAUGGCCAAACAGUUCUAUUUUUGUUUCAUCUGACCAGAGGACAUUUCUCAAAAAAGUACGAUCUUUGUCCCCAUGUGCAGUUGCAAACCGUAGUCUGGCUUUUUUAUGGCGGUUUUGGAGCAGUGGCUUCUUUUUUGCUGAGCAGCCUUUCAGGUUAUGUCGAUAUAGGACUCGUUUUUACUGUGGAUAUAGAUACUUUUGUACCUGUUUCCUCCAGCAUCUUCACAAGGUCCUUUGCUGUUGUUCUGGGAUUUAUCUGCACUUUUCGCACCAAAGUACAUUCAUCUCUAGGAGACAGAACGCAUCUCCUUCCUGAGCGGUAUGACUGCUGCGUGGUCCCAUGGUGUUUAUACUUGCGUACUAUUGUUUGUACAGAUGAGCGUGGUACCUUCAGGCGUUUGGAAAUUGCUCCCAUGGAUGAACCAGACUUGUGGAGGGUCUACCAUUUUUUUUCUGAGGUCUUGGCUGAUUUAUUUGGAUUUUCCCAUGAUGUCAAGCAAAGAGGCACUGAGUUUGAAGGUAGGCCUUGAAAUACAUCCGCAGGUACACCUCCAAUUGACUAAAAUGAUGUCAAUUAGCCUAUCAGAAGUUUCUAAAGUCAUUUUCUGGAAUUUUCCAAGCUGUUUAAAGGCACAGUCAACUUAGUGUAUGUAUACUUCUGACUCACUGGAAUUGUGAUACAGUGAAUUAUAAGUGAAAUAAUCUGUCUGUAAACAAUUGUUGGAAAAAUUACUUGUAUCAUGCACAAAGUAGAUGUCCUAACCGACAUGCCAAAACUAUAGUUUGUUAACAAGACAUUUGUGGAGUGGUUGAAAAACGAGUUUUAAUGACUCCAACCUAAGUGUAUGUAAACUUCCGACUUCAACUGUAAAUAGUUAUGGCCUUGUAUGGAAGUAUCUUUUGUUGGAUUUUAGGAAAAAUAUAUUAUAUUCUAUUGAAUUGUAUUAUCAUAUUGUAUUUAAUUGUGUACCAGGGAGAGUAGGAUUGACCAGUUGGAGAGGUGUAAGCCUGGCAGCAGUAUGCAGAAGUUGUGGGUCGAGGUCUUUGCGCCCACGGAGAACGAUAAGGGGAAGUACACCCUGGAGAUGUUCGAUGGUCAAGAAAAGCACACACGCUCACUAGACCUAUCUGGACAAGGUUAGUCUGACCAGUCUGACUCACUCAAAAAGCAGUAUGGUCUCAAAGCAGUUAAAAGAAAUAGGCUUCAUACAGGGAUUUUGCUGCUUCAGAUUCAUGUCAAUGUCUUCACAGCUAGAAUGUAAGCUUCAGAAUUCUACUAUUAUAACUCAAUUAUAAUUUAAUUUGUCUGCAAUCUUGAUCCACAUUCAUAUCUUCCAAGACAGGCAGUUAAUGAAUAUUACAUUCUUCAUUUAAUUAUCUCUCUCUCUCUCUCUCUCUCUUUAAAAGUCUUUGCUGAUGCUCUGUUGGAAUACCAGAGGUUGAAGUAAGUGCAGUACCAUAUUGAUGGUGCGCGCCCAGCAUGGCUUGCAGUGGUAAACACUAACACAAACAAUUCCAGGUACUAUUUUCUAUCACUAUUGUCACAUGGACAAAUAGUAAUGGUGAUGGAUAUGAAACAAUUUGUAAAUGUAUUUACCGGUUUUACCCUUACUUUUUACUACAAAGGCAAGUGGCGGUUGCUGAGAAAAGUGAGUAGCCUACUCUUUCAUUGUUUCUUCAUUAUUUUAUUUAUGUACACUGGAAUGAUUGAAUGAGCUUCCUAUGGCUGAUUCAAGGGAGUAAAUGUCCUUCUCAUUGCUUUAGAUCGGGCCAGGGUGACCAAGGGCCUACCAGAUGUGGUGGCUAUCAUGGAGAAUAAGGUAGGUGAACUAUGGGAAAUAAUACUGAUCUAUUAUCUGGUUUAUCAUGUUCCCUAGUACUUCAUUAUCCUUUUGCUAUGUUAGUAUUACGUCCGUUUUUUCAAGUGUACUGUUAGACCGAACUUUCAGAGUAGAAGUGCUGAUCUAGGAUCAGUUUAGCCCUUUAGAUCAUAUUGAAUACGAUUAAAUGGAUGGGGGGGAACUGAUCUUAAAUCAGCACCUUCUCUGAUACGUUUUUAAAAAAUAGCCUGCCUGCCCAAGUCAACAGUGAUAUUUAGUCAUUGUUCAUAUUUACAUUGACUGUUGUGAAUCAUGUCAUCUUAAUCUUCCUCUCCUCCUCAGUCUCUGUGCCUGACCUGCUUCGCUGACGGUGACCCCGCCCCAGAGAUGUUCUGGCUGAGGAACGACAAAGGCAUCGUCUCGGGGGGCCAGUUCAACAUCGCCAAUGAGAAUAAGUGCAGCACACUGACCGUCAACAAUGUGACUAGCGAGGACUCGGGCAACUACAGCAUCUUUGUGCGCAACCAGUACGGCACUCAGACGGUCAACGUGACCGUGAGUGUGUACAAGCACGGCGAGAAGCCCCCGCCCGAU
Molecule: messenger RNA, 49418 nt
Organism: Coregonus sp. 'balchen'
Lineage: Eukaryota; Metazoa; Chordata; Actinopteri; Salmoniformes; Salmonidae
Source: the annotation of a GenBank genome assembly